Messenger RNA from Cinara cedri, 45219 nucleotides. NCBI's taxonomy places the organism in Eukaryota, Metazoa, Arthropoda, Insecta, Hemiptera, Aphididae. The record is from the annotation of a GenBank genome assembly.
GGGUAAGCCGUGGUCGUGCACUUGUCAGUGUAACACCGGGGCACCGUGUACGUUGGCGAGUGCGUUUGGGUUUUUUUUUUAAAAAUAAUUUUCUCAAUGGUGUCGUGGGAAUCUUGACGGCAGUCUGUUGUUUGUUGUUUAUAAUAUUAUUAUACGUGGCUAAUAAAUUGUUUUCAUCAUUUUUAUUUUACCCGAAACCGGUACAAUAAUUAUUAGUGUGUUAACUUUAUACCUAAAUAAUGUAACAUAAUUAACUGUACGCGUGAUACAUUUCGCAUCUUUUCCGAGUAUAGUAUUUUAUACAAUAAUAUACACAAAAUAUGGAGGAAGUGUUGAGAUUGCCGGAAAAUAGGUGUAAGAAAAUGGCGCAGACCACCAAGCAAAAGGCGAUCAAGUUCGGACGGAAUCUGAUGGGCAAAAAAGCUGUAAUCACUAAAACCAUCGCGGACAGAUGGCACAUAAGAAAAGGACGUAAAGUCAGACCGUAAGUACCUAUAAUUAUUCCUGUCUAAUAUCUAUUGGCUAUUUUUACGGGUUUUAACCAUUUUUGGAUUUCAUUUUUUCGAUUUAUUUUCUGAAUUUUAUCGAGGAGAAAAUUUAAAAAAAAAAAACCUUCUGACGUCUCCGAGAAGUAUAUUAUUAGAAACCUAUAAAAAAGGUCAAAUUUUAUUAACGACUAUAAAAUACUAGUAGAUACCUAGAGUUAGCUGUGUAGGUACUAUGUUAAAUAAUAUACGAUUUUAGUAAUUUAUUUUAUUUAUUUAUGUGUUUUUGAUAUUUUUCAUAUGACCAAUAUAAACUGAAAUCCAAUGUCUGUAGGUAUAAGUUAUAGACACAGAAUCGUUAAAGGUAAAAAUUAGACUUUUUUUUACUUAUAGUGGGUAGAUACAUACAGUAGGUAUUAUAGUUACUAGUCACUAAAAACUAACGUUAUGACGUACACCUUAGGUAAAACCAAUAGCAACGGAAUCAUCAAACAUUAUGCAAACAUAUUCUAAAUUCUAAUCGAUAAAUUUUAUAAAAUAAAAUCGUAUUAUUUUAGAUUGUAAUUAUUACGUUUAAGAUAUAUAAUGCACUGUAAAUUUCGGAAAAUGUUGUUCUUUUGUGUGCAAUAUAGUGCCUAUAUUGCACCCUCUAAGCAGGUGUUUUGUAACAGCAACAUUCUUUUCAAUAAGCCGGUAAACAGUCCAUGCAGGGUUUUCUUUGUGGUUUCUGAAACCAAGCGAACCUAAAAUUUUCUAGAAAUCCGUGUGCAUUGAAAUAUGUGUUUAAAAACAAACUGAAUACCUAAUACACUGUAGCUGGUGUAAAAAGUUUUAAAACGUUUUUUUGUGUUUGUCGUUUAUGCGGUAGGUAUUGUCGAACGGUUAAAUAUCUAAAAAUUCAAAUGAAUCAUAAUUUCGUGCAAUAAAUGUGCGUUUGAUUGUCACGGCGUGGUGGCGCUAUGAAUAUUAAACAUUUUAUUCAAAUUCGCCAUAUAAUCACGCGUGCACCUGGAAAUUGGCUUGAAUUGUUAUGUAUGUCCAUUGUCUAUAUCAAGGGUGGCCAAACGGUCGAUCGGGAUCGACCGGUAGAUCACGGACGGCUUAAAUGUCAAUCUCCUUUUGUUAGAAUUUAUUUUUUAUAAUUAGUAGAAAAAUCACAAUUACUGAUUAUUUUUAACUUAAUAUAUCAUUAUUUUGUUGUCGAUUAAUCAAGUAAUACAAUUCAACAGAGUUUAGAUUGACAAAUGAAUUUACCAUAUUAUAUUAGUCUUAAUUAUAGUGUGAUGAAAAACUUAUUUAACUAUACAUUUUAGUUUUAUUUUUAAUAUUAUUUGUUAGCUUGACAUACAUGUUUAUUAUUAAUACCUAUUAGGUAAUUUAUAUUUAUAUAUUUUCAUGUAAGUCUCAAAGAAAAAAGAUAUUCUUACAGUAAAUCUCUACCAAAAAAGUUUGUCCACCUCUGGUCUAUAUAAUAUUAUAUAAUAUGUACUAUGUAUUAUAGAUAUACUGGUAGUAUAGAUUAUACAUAAUAUUAUAAAUGAAUAACUGUUAUUUUACAAAAACAAUUAGGUCCCUAUAUUAUAUUAUUAUACCAUUAAACGUAACCAUUAUGUUAUUUAAUUUAUGAUAUACCUAAACCUAAUUAAUUGAUUACUGUGGGACCCGUACUUAGUUUGAACAGCGUUAGGUUGGCACCCAAAUAUCCCAAUUCUAUAACAGCUGCACUAUUCUGCUACAAUAAGCCUUAUUGAAGAAGGGGGUAUAGAUGUUAAACGUAAAUAAUUGAUAACAAAACUAGUGGUGUACUCAGGGGGAAGGAUUAGAUAUAUAUAUAUAUAUCGCUCUUCAGUGGCAUAGUCAGAAUUUUGAAAUAGGGAGGAAGACAAAGACAAAAAAUUACUCAACAAUUAACGAUUUGACGAUAAUAAUUUAAUUUAUUGUUAUAACAAUUGCUAAGGCUUAAAUAUUUCAAUUCGUUAUUAAUAAUUUUGACAAAUCUAAUAAUAAGAGACGUCUAUUUUCGAAGUAAAAAGAUGAAACCAGAUAUAAAGCAAUAAUAAAUAAUAACAUUUGAUGAAAUAAUAAUAAUAAUUUAUUUUUAUUUUUAUUUUUUAUUUUUUAUUUAUUUAAUACGUGCAUGACCCAAAGUACAGUAGAAUUUAAUAAAUAAACACGCAGACAAUUCAGCAAAAGUGAAAAAUGGAACGAGGUAAUGAGAUAUUGGUGGUAUUUAUUAACCAGGUAUUAGUGUAAGAAUGAAAGAUGGACGUUAGCAAGGCGUAUCGUGCGGCGUAUUGUUGGAACAAUAACUGAUAGUGUGCAAAGAGAUUGCAAAAGUAGAGCGGGUCGGACGUGGAGGGACUCGAAAGUUGAUGAGGGAAAGGAGCGAUGAUGCGUCCACAGAACCGCCGAUGAGGUUACGGAGGAACUUCAAAUUAAUGUCAACUUUUCUAUCGGUCAGUAUAGAUAGACCAAGAACGUGGAGAACUGAAGAGUAGUCAUGCAACGGGUCGAAGAUAUUCAACACAUGGCCGGCAUAGGAUAGAAAACGUUUUUGGAAUCGAUCGAAGAUUACAGAGUCGGAGGAUCCCACAAAAUAGAAUCAUACUCAACCAGGGGUCGCACUAAGGAACAGUAAAGAACCAUCAGCGGAGAGGUAAACUUAAAUUCAGACGAUAUUCGUUUUACGAACCUUAGAGUCUUAUACAUCUGACUACUUAUUGAUUGGAUGUGAUAGUGGAAAUUAAGGUCAGAGGAUAAAAGAACCCCCAGAUCUUUUUUACGACUGGUCGAUGCAAGAUUAAUAUUGUUAAUCGAGUAGGUGUGGCUAAUUAAAGUACGAGAUCUGGAGAAGGACAUUGACUGGCACUUGUUCACGUUCAAAUUAAGACUAAUAGCUUUAAACUAAAUAGCUAAUGUUAAGUUCAUCCUGCAACAGGAGACAGGAUUUAUUACUAAUAAAUAAUAAUUAAUAAUACUACGAUUUAAUAUAUCUUUACUUAAUUUAGUAUAUCUUAAAUCAUGAAUAAAAUAUUUUGACACGAUUAGUGGAAUACAUUAGUACAUUGAAUAUUGCUCCUGUGGAGGGGGUAAAUAUUUUUUUUCUUAAUAAUGAAACACAUACAGGUACUAAUAAUUAAUGGUAAACAAAUAAAAAUAUUUACAAAGUUUCUGGGAGUUAAUUAUUAUUAUCAUUAUAUUAUUAAUACUAUUUAGGUAAACAUUUAAAAUACAAAUUCCAGACUCCCUUUUUUAUAACUUGAUAAUUAAACCACCACUUCAUCGGGGGUACUUGAAUACAUUUUGUUUUUUAUGACAGGAUAAUCAGGCCUUGAUAAUCCCACAAUCUUUUUUUUUUCUAUCGUUUAUAAAAUAUACUGUUCAUCUGUGUACAGUGUACGCUUGAACAUUAAUAAUUGUUAUAAAAAGUUGUUAUUUUGACAUCUUGUUUAACAGUUUAAAGUAAAAUAGCUAGGAAUAUAAAAUGAUAGUAAAUCCGUAAUUUUAUAAUCAGAAUAGGUAUAUGCAUUUAAGUAUUUAAUUUUUAACAAAAAUGUAUAAUACACUAAACAUCUAAGGAUUAAAAUAUAAUUCAUAAAUUAUUAUUUAUUGUAUUUAUUUACUUCAAGUUCUGAGUGACUUCAAAGAGUAACAAUGAAACAAUUAAACAAUAAAUAUUUAUUCAAAAUUGUUUUAAUUUUUUUGGCUCAGGAGGGAGGGUAGAAUCCGAUCUACCACGAUUUUUAGCACGAUAAGUAAUAACAUUAGUUUCAAAUAAUGAAUGAUAAAUUGACAAAUGAUUAAUUAUGAUAAUAACACGAUUCACAUUAGAACCACGUCAAUCAUAGACCUUAUAAUAGUCUACUUGUAUAAGGUCUAUAAAGUGUUUAAUUUGGGGGGACGAAGGGAGACUGAGUACUUUCAAAUAAUUUGUUGGAUAUUCUAGUGUACCUCUACUUUUUUUAAAGGAGAACGUAUGAGACGGUUUGUCUCAUGUUUGACGGUAUUUAAGCUUACAUAUUUUUAUAAAAUAGCUCAUCUUAAAUUGUUGUGCUAAAUACAUAUCAAUAAUCUUACAAAAUGUUCUAAUAUUAAUAAAAUGCAUUAAUAUUUCAUAUUUGAUACGUGAUAACUGAUAAGUAGCCAUCAAUGAUAACCAUUCAUUAUUUUUAAAUCCAGGUAACCAGUAACCACUAACUUAUUAUAUUAUUAUUAUUGAACAACAUUCUAUUAUCUCGAUUGUUCUAUGUUUAAGAAAUGUAUUUUAUAUACUCAUCAUUUAAGAUGAAUCAUGAUAAACAUUUUUCGUGCCUUUUAACAAUUUUCUGAGUUUUGAUAUGUAUGAUGACGCCGAUUAAUUUUUUUGUUAGACAGAAGUCAGUACUCAGUAGAUUUUACUCUUUAAUUCUAUUAUGAUUAAAUCUACGAUGAGUCACAAAAAAAACUGCAGGACUCUUAUGUUAUAUAUUUCAUAAAGAAAAAAAUGAAGUAAACCAUGAUAUUCAAUGAUACCUAUUACUUAUUAGAUUAAUACACCUUAGAGGAUAAAAAGAAAUUUACUAUCGAACAAAUUGAUAAGAAUUAAGAGCAAACAUGUAGCAAAUUUUUUAAACUUCUAAAUUUAUACAUAUAAAAUCCAAAGACCACUGACUGAUCGCUGUAUCUCAAAAACUACGUAACGUACGGACUUGAAAUUUGGAAUAUAGGUUCUUCUCAUAUUUUCACCGUGCAAUAAGAAAGGAUUUUCAAAAAUGUUGCGUUUUAGUGAAGUAAUUAACGANGCACGGCGGCCCGCGGGUUUCCAGCUACCUGCAACCUAUCCUUUUUGUUCGUCGUCGUCGUCGUGUAGAUAAGAAUAAUGAUUUCAAGAAUAAAAUUGUUCCGAAAAGUUUAUCGAUAAAAAUAAUCUCAUGCAUCGCGCAUACACCAAUACUCCUAUUUUAUUAGGUUAUUAUGUAUAUUAUUGAUAAUUAUGAAUUUAAGACGGUAAAUGAUAAUACAUGGCGUUAUCUAAUUUGUCACGAAUUUGUUUCCGGGCAACGCCGGGUAAUUCAGCUAAUAAACUAUACAAAUACGUAAAUACGUUAAUACGGCCUAAUGCCCCCACCCCAUAGAUAGGUUUACGUCAAUUAAAAACAAAAUAUAUAUGUAAUAAAUAUCUAAUACCAUUUAUAUAGCUCCAUUAUCUUGUAAAUUCAAAUGUAUUGGAAUUUUUAGUUUAAUUAAAAUUACAAAAAUAUUGAUAGGUAUUUAAUAAAAAAAUUACUUUUAUACGAUAUACAAGUAUGAUAAAAGUUUCAAAAUUUAAUACAUCUUCUUUGAGAAAAUAUUAAAUACGCCACUGCUUAUUUUUUAUUUCAUUUAAAUAGGAAUAAAUUAUAUAAUAUUAUUAAUAAUAACAAAACAGAACUUAUUUAUAAUACAAAAUGUCUAUAACUGGAUCACUCGAUCCAGUAUAUUUCUUGUUAUACCUACUUCUUUAUAUUUAUAACUUACACAUUAUUAUUUCAAGGAUUCAAACAUUCAAAUUUUAAUCCUAUUCGGUGAUUUAUUGUUUUGGGACAUAACGUUUUCUCAAAGUUGAAAGCUAACCUAACCUCACCUAACUAUAAUUGAAACGUAAUCUUUUAUUUUAAAUAAAAAAAACUUGCCAUCUUCGAUGUUAUAUAUUAUUUUAAACAUUAAAAUUAUCAUAAGCCAUUGUAUUUCGAAAAUGAAUAGUUCUGUGUAGAAUUUUUAUAGUAAAAAUAUAUUCUUACUUCAGAUUAUGGUACUUUUGCAUGGUUAGUAAAAUUGUGUUUAAUGCGUUCAAUAAAUGAAAAAAAAAAUAUAUAAUUAUUCUGUUGUUAUUCUAUGGGUUAUCUUGACGUUAUUCGUGCAGGUACUUAUUUAAAAAAAUGAUUUUAUAAAUAUAUAAAUUAUAAACUGAUAAAUAUCAUCACAUAAUAACUAAAAAUAUCCUAAGUCUUAAUUACCUAAUACAGUAAAGACUAUUCUCAUAUUUAAUAUAAUUAUAACACAUAUUAAUAUGUUGUAUCUAUCUUUAGCUAAUUAUUAACGUCAAAUAUAAUUGUAUGAUACUUAAAUUUCGAUCAAUAAGUAAUUAGGUACCUAAAUAAUAUUAAACCGUAGUAUAGAAUAAUAUGUACCUAUAGUAGUAGCCCCUCCGGCUCAACCUAUACCUAUGCAGAGUCGUGUUUAUUAUUUUUACUAGAAGAAGAGUUGUAGUAAAAACCUUUAUGUAGAAGGCGGGCUUUGCCAUCUCCUACUAAAUAUAUUAAUAUUCAGUAUUAAACAUGAAUAAAACUCUCCCCCUCUUCAAGUUUUAAAUAUAAAAUUUCAGAUAACUAAAUUAAAAUAAUUGAUUUUGUAUUUUCGAUAGGGAAGAUAAAAGAAAUAAAUAAACAUUUUAUUUUAUCACAAUUCGAGGUUUUUAGCCAGUUGAGUAGGAGUACGCUCAUAGUUUUUUAAUGGUUCAUUAAAUCAUCUUAAAUUGAAAAUUGUAUUUAUUAUAUAUAUAUAUAUAUAUAUAUAUAUAUAAUAUGACUGUUUUUCGUCUAAAAUUCUAAGAAUAAAAAAAAUUGUAUCGAAAUAAAUUAAUAGAUAUCGAAAUGCCAUGAAUUUACGAUUUUUAUCAACAUUAGAAUUUUAAAUUCUUAAAAAAAAAUCAUAAUUACGAAAUUGUUUGUGAUUUUAAUCCACUAGAAUUAUUUAUGAUGCAUUUCGUGUACAAAUUGUUGAGCAUUUUUAAGAUUCUAGAAACAAUUUUUCUAUAUAAAACGAAAUAAUUUCAAAUAGUUAUAAAUAAAUUUUAAUACUCUAGAGCAGAGGUUCCCAAACUUUUUAUGGUACGACGAUUAAAGAUGAUUCCGAGCGCAGUUCGUUAAUACAUUAUUUGAAGUACCGUAUUUUUUUUAGCGAUUUUCGUUUAAAUUCAAAACGGGUAUUAAAAAAAAAAAAAAGUCGUCCGAUGAUUUCGGAAAUUUUACCACUUCUAGGUAAGUCUAAUAUAAGUAUUAUUAUCAAGUUUCAAGUCUCUACGUGUAUUUAUAACCGAUUUACAGGAAAAAAACUCCUAAAAUUUAAAAUUCCUUAAAACCUCAAAAGUUUUGACGAUGAUACCGUUAGAAAGUAAAUAAAAAAAGGUGUUGUAAUUUUUCGAUUAAAUCAUUUUUUCCUGGUAAAAAACGUUGUCUGUGUUUUUAUAAAAUAAUGAAAUCGUGAAAUUGUACGUUAAUAUAAUGGAAAAUGCAAAUAGAAUUAUGUGUUCUGUAAAUUCAGGUCUCUAUAAUUAUAUUUAACCAAAUUUCCAAAAAAAUACAAAAUUAACCGAUACUGCUGGAGUAUGUGCCAUUAUUGUAGGUGGGAAAUUAAAAAGGUAGAACAUAUAGUUGUUACUUCGAUAAUUUAGUUUAUACUGUAUUCAAUUUUCAAUGAUCAAUCAUUGCUGAUAAAAAAUGAUUCCGAGUGAAGUAUUUUUUGAAUUGCAGUGACUUUUACGAUUUUCAUUAAGAUUUGAACAUUACAAAAUUAUGAGAAAACCCAUUAUAAUUACGCAAAAUUUUUUUUAACAAUUAAGUACAAUUUAUAAUAAACUUGGUGUUAAAUUCUCGAGUAUUUUUGAUGGGUCAAAAUAAUUUUAUUCACAUAAAAUUUAAAAAAAUCAACUAAAAAUUUCAUGUGAUUAUAAAUAGCUUAAAAAUACCCAGAAUCGUUUGAAAAUUGUUGCACAUCUAGAAAGUGCUAAUAUAAGUAUUUGGUAUAAUCCCAGGUAUUGUUGACUUAGUUGAUCAUGUGUAACACUGUAGUAAUAUUUUCAUCAGAGAAAACCGAAUAUAGAUAGGUAAUUAAUUUUUUAUAACUAAAUUUUGAUGUUAUAUUUUACCCCUUAUUUAAUAAACAACUCAAAAUAUAGACAUAGCAGUAUAAUAUGUUUCAGGAAUAUUUAUAAAAUACAACUAUAUUUAUUGUUUUAUAUCGUUGCGUAUGUUGUAUUAUUUGUGUACUAUAUGUAUUUUUUGAAUAAGUAUCAAGUAUUGUAUCAAUUUCUACAUUUUAUUUAUUUUUCAUACCAUAUUAAAACUUAAAACGUUUUUAAAAUCACAUGGGUAUAUAUUAUAAAAAUGUUCAACAAAAUAUUUUAAAUUUUGAACUGAAUGAGUACUGAUAUAAAUGUUAAAAACAAAUGUACACAUACAACUUAAAAAAUCAGUGAAAUGAAAAAUAAGAUAACAAUUUUGUUUUAUGAUUUUACAUUAUAUAUUAUUUUCUAUAGUAGAAUUCGGUCGUAAUUUAUAAUAUUUUUGUUGCUAUAUGAUUUAACCUUAUCUAACCCCGGCAAGUAACCUUGUAACAAGACUAAUGUGAUACUGCUCUCUGGCGGAUAAUCUGUGGGUUAGAAAUGUGACGUUUUCCUACAAAUUAUGACACACAAUACCUAUUUAUGGUAUUACUGAAAAACCUUAUAAUUGGAAUUUUGAGUUGUGUCAUUUGUCUCUCCGGGGUGUGAUAUUUAUGUAAUAAAAAUUGUUUAUUAGCGACAAGAUUUCAAAUAAAAAAAUAUAUAAUAAGUACACAUUGAUAAUUGUUUAGAAAGGUACUGUUUGGAUCCGUAUUUUCAACGACGCGGAUGUUUACUUAAUAGUUCAUACAUUUAUACAAGUAAACGUCAGAAGAGAAGAAACAAAGAUAUGUAGCAAAAUGGAGAAAACAAUUAAUAUUUGAUAGUAUUAACAAAUCCAUAAGUUAUUUACGAAUCACAUAAUGUAAAACUUGCGUAUUUGAAUUUUGAAUAUUCUGUAAUUGAUAGUUAAAUGUCGAUGCUGAGUAUUAACUAUACACAAAAAUAGACCUUAGUAGUUGGUAAGAUCCAAUAAUAUCUUCCAGUUUAGGAUCCACUUGAGUGACGUGUAAAAACGAAUAACUAUUGGCCGACAAUGUUGCCGGAAGUCGGAUUACUGAUGAUGAAAAAGUACGGAAUAGAAAUAGAUGAAAUAAUUGUAUUAUAUUUAAAACACACACGAUAACAAUAGACAGAAUACAAGUAGGUGCCUACCGAUAAUACCGUUUGACACUAGUUUCGGUUCGUUGUGCCCGAUACACCAGUCAGUGUUUUAUUAUUAUUUUAAAUUUGAAACCGAUUUAAUUGGGAAUGCAUUUUCAGCUGAGUUCAGAGUUCAGACGUUCAAUUAACAGUAUGUUUUAAUUGUUGGAUCUCUGUAAAAUUCGAUCUUAAUAGGUUUUAUUUUGAUAGCAAAUAUCAGAAUAUUGGUUAUUGGCUUAUCACUUACAUAAAUAAAAUACAACAUUAUUGCGUAGGCACUUACUACAGUUUUUAAGGCUUUGAAACUAAAAUAGCCAUCUUCAUUUUUUUUUUCUAACAAAUGCAUUUUUUAAACACAAAAACUUUAUGUUUUUCAACAUAAUUUUAAAUAUAAUAUUUAAAUAUUAGCAAAUUGUAUAAAUUAUUUAUUAUCGUCAGAUUCUGAUGGAAAUAUAUAGUAGUGGUAACCAGAAAUCGUAACAUCUUGUGUUAGAUGUAGUUUGUAGGGUCGUUUUUAGAGGCAAAACGAAUACGAAUUAUAAUAUCUACAAUAAAAUAUAAAAUAUUUAAAAUUUCGGUCUGGGUCUGGGUCUCGAAAAUUCUAAGGGCGGGCCUGGGCGUGGUUUAUGUAGGCUUUUUUAAAUAUCUUAAUUCUUGGUAAAUUAAGAAAUUAUAGUACACAUUGCAUACAUUUUUUUUUGAUUUGAAUGUUUAAGCCACAUUAUUUUAACUGACAUUGAUGAUUUAAUAGUUAAUAUUAACAAUUCUGUAAAAUGAAUAGUUAUGAAUUAUUAACUAAUGACUGACGAAUUAUUAUAAUAUACAAUGCUGAUAGUUAAGUUACGCUUUUUAUUUUAUUAAUGAUUUACUGCAUAAUAUAAUAAACAUAAUUUUACAAAAAGUGUAAGUAAAGGAAAUAUUUUAAUGAUAAUUGUUUUUAGUAUGGCUCAACUCAUUCCCAUACAAAAUUCCUGGCUAUUCCACUAAAUGCUUUAUCCGAAAAAAGAGUUCGACUAAUAAUUAUUAUUUUAUACCUAUUUAUUAAACGGUCGUCUAUUAUAAUAAGUAUUAAUUAUAGUUUUUUUCCAGUAUCUUAUAUAUAAAUAUUGUAUUUACUUAUCUAACCUAACAUACAUUCAUACAUUAUAAUCACAUCACCGCAGUAUUAUUAUUUUCAUUAUCUUCAAACGACCUUCACAAGAUUAUUAUUUUUUACCGAGUACAAAACAGAAAAAAAAAACUAUUGAUGAAAUAAACUAGUGAGAGGAAAUCAUACAGGGAAUCAUCUACUCAAAUUUAUAUAUGUAGCAUUACGAUUACAAUCUUAUAAACUAGAAUGAGAAGUAUGAUUUAAUUUUUUUUUUUGUGGAACAAACAAUGUAUGUUCUAAAAUUAUUAUUAGAAUACCUAUACAUAUAAUAAUAAUCGCAGUUGCUUUACUUUUUAACAUUGAAAUAGCAAUGCAUCACGAUACAUAAGCACCUCCCUCUUUGAAUCACUGCAGUUGUAUUUUUAAAAUAUCGGUGUUAAAUUUACGAUUUAUACAGCUGUAUCGUUAUAAUGAAUCACGCUCAUCAUUAUAAUACAAAACAGCCGUAGACUGCAGUGAAACUAUAUAGUAAAUAUACACAUUUGACUGGCUGAUCAUUCAAUGAUUGAUUCUAACCUAUACUCGUAUAGAGUCACGUUAUAGUAUAGUAAUUAUAGGAAUUAAAUAUUUUUCACGGGUGAGUUCAAGGUACAACUAGAAAAAAAAAACAUGAAAUGUACGACCGCUCACAAUAUCAUUAUUUUUUUUUUUUUUGAAGUGAAGGUACUUACUUAAACUAUUGUUGGUACAAGUAAAAAUAUGUUUAAUAAAAUAUGAAUAUCUUUUAUUAUGCUCAAUAUAAAAUUAAUAUUCAUUAAAAUGUUCGAAACAUUUUUUUUAUGAACGAAAUUAAAAAUUUUCUUUAAACCCCUCCCCUAUAAAUAUAAUAUAAUAUAAUAUAAUUUUUAUUACACUAGUAAGAACACUUAUAAACAUUUUUUUUUUUUUUAAUACUAAACAAAUGUCAAAAUUUAUUUUAGUUGCUGAUGCAACCUUAUAGGUAUGACAAACUGUUUUUUUUUAACUUGAUAGUGUUACACUGUACAUUCACCAGUCGUGCCGAGGGGGGUAGUCUAAGGGGUUUGAGCUCUGGGGCAUGGUUUAAAGGGGUGCCGAAAACAAUUGUUUAUAAUAAUUUUUAUAAUAUUUUAAAUUAUACAUAAAUAAAAUAUAUGAGAAAGAUUGUUGUUUUACAAUUAUUUUGGACUAUCACACAUUUUUUCUGAACAAUCUCCGAUUAUGGUCGAGUAAUAACAAGUCAACCGCAACGUUUUAUUCUUGUAUUAUUUGGCUUUAUAAUAAGUUAUCGUAUUCUUUAUUUCAAAUCUACUGCUCGUCGAGCACGCGGGGUGCGAUAAGCGAUAGCAAAAAAUAACCAGAUACAAAUUAUUGCCUAUUGGUAUUAUAUUAUAUACUAUAAGCAGUUGAAAAAUUCGUUCCUACAUUUUUCUUGCAACGCUUUUUGUUAUUUGUUCGUGCUCGUGUAAUUAUACCGUUUUCAUAUUACACCACCAUUGAAACCAGAAGCACUGACCAGAAGUUACUUUUGGAUAUAAUACGUUGACUAUCAUACAAAAUAUGUUACAUAAAAAUUAUAUUACAUAAUAUGUUAAAUUUGUAAUUUGUGUUAAUUUUUUAAUUAUUUUAUACAUAACUAUUUUGUUUAAUAAUAACUAUUGCAAUCAACUUUAGUUUUUUGUCAAAUUAAUGUUCAAAAUACGUUUUAAAAAAAAAAUUUCAAUUAAAUUGGAAUGAAAUGCAUAAUAAUAAAUAAAAUAGGGGGCGAAUAUUUUUAAUUUUUCCUUGGAUGUCAAAUCUUAACGGCACGGCUCUGAAAUUCACUAUUAUGAUUGGAUAAAUAUUUUAAUAUUAAAUACCUAUGAUGUGUGAGCCAUUUAUAUUAUGUCUAUUAUUUAUUUUUUAUUAUAAACAAAAAAACAUAUUUUAGACAAAUAUGUUAUUAUUCUUUGAUACGAAUUUUAAAUUAUCUUGAAUGAGUAGUUAAAAGUCGAUAGUUUCAAAAUAUAUUUCUUAGAAAAUAUUUCUAAGAUAUAUAUAUAUAUCUUUAAAUUAAUAUUCCUUUUAUGAUGAACCUUUUACGUAAAUAAAUAAGUAUAAACAAUAAAUAACCAAAACAAAAAUGUAACAAUUAUAUACUGUUCUACACACUCAGUAAUUGUUUUCGUCUUACAAACACAGUACGACAGAAAAUUUGAGUAUUCGUAUUUUAGAUUUCAUAUUUCCAUAUUUAGGUAGUAUGAUUAUAUCAGACGGGAAGGACACAAGAGAAAUUAAGAGAUGUAUAGGAAUGGCAAAAGUAUCGUUCAGUAAAAAAUUCAUCGUCCGGUUUUUUUUUUCAACCGUGUUACCAAAUAAAUUAAUUAAUGAAUACAGAUAAUUCGAUUUUUGUAUUAAAAGUAGCUAAAAACCGAAUUCUAUGGAAGGUUUUCAAUAGGUUAGGUAAAGUGAAUAACACGGAACAACUUUCCAAACUUUCAUGGCGAUCGGAUGAAUGGUGUAGUAAUGUAUAAAAGAAAAACAUACAUUCGUUUUUAUAUGUAUAGAGAAGAUCGAUUAUUAGACUAUUAUUAGAUUACUAGCUGUCCCGCAUCCGGCGGUGCCCGUGCCAAUUUGUAUUAUUAUUAUUUUACCCAUAUUUGUUUUUGGUUUUGGCCGUGUUAGAAUUUAAUAAAAAUAAAUGGAUGGAAAGUGGGUAGUCCACCUCGGCGGACUAAAUGUGUUCUAUUGUGAAAUUUGAAUAGCGUAAAUAAUAGUAAUAAUAAUAAUUUGAAUAGUUUUCUUUUCCGUAGUAACCCUUGAAUAAACAAAAAUCUUAUAUAAAUAAAACAAAAUCGGGUUAGUUACACCAUUUGUAAUUCAAGAACGACUGGACAAAUUUUGAUGAUCAUAUGAUAUUUUCCGACUAAUUUCUAAUAAUAAUUAAUCACCUUUUUUUUUUAUUCCUGUUACCGGAGUAACACACAUCAACAAAAAAAUUGUAUUUAUUAUAUUAUGAGCUAAAUUAAUUAGUGUUGCUAGUGUGUAUUUAUAUAUAUCACGGUUAAAAAUAGUGGGUGGGAGUAGGAGAGUGAAAAAUAAUUUAUGACCUUUUCUCAAACCUAACAAAUAAACAAACAAAAAUUCAUUAAAAUCGAUCAUGCGGUUUCGGAGGAAUGCGACCACAAACAUGUGAUACGAGAAUUUUAUACAUAAAUUUAUCUCGAAAUUACGUGCCAAUUUGAAGAAAGGAGUUAAGUAGAUAUUCUAAUUAAACAUUCUAAAAUUAAUCAAUAUUCAUUCAAAUAACCUUGGGAACAAUUUUUUUUUUUUUGUGAACCGUUUAUAUAACAUUGGAUAACGUUAACCUAUCGUGAUCUAACCCAAGUACCCAGCUCAUGAAUUGUGUAUUAUUGAUUUUGCAUAAAAAGAUGUUUUUUUUAAUGAUCAUUUAUUGUGCUUUUAAUCUUGAUCUUAACCUGUUAUUCCAUUUUUAUUAAAAUUUGUUUACUAUAAAAUGCAUGAUGAACAAGAAUGUACUUUUUGAUGCAGAUUGAUAUACAUUAAUGGUGUAGAGUAUAGCCAUCCCAAUAAUUUUGUAUUAGUUUUAACUAUUAUGAUGUAUUCAGAAAUUAAAGUUUUAAUCACAAGGAAAAUAAUCUUAAGCCCUGAUUUACAUAAUAUUAUAAUGAUUGUUGUAGGAUUACAAAUUCACUUUGAAUAUUCUAGUAUGUUAAAAUAUAAUUUCUUCAAAAUUUAUAAUUUAAAAAUAAAAACAUACAAAUCACCUAUAAGUUUGUAAUUUAGUAUAAUUUUGAAAAUCAAAUAUCUAAAUAAAAAUAUUUUUCUUGUAUUAAUACUUGAGUAAUAACUAAAUAUGAUUUUAUAGAUUAUUACUUGGCAUUGUAGACAUUUCAAUGUUCCUGGUGUUUGAUGAGUUUUUCUAAAAUUAUCUAUGAUAAAAUAUCAUAACUUAACUUUCACAAAAAUUAAAUAUACGAGUUAACACUGUUAUACAGGGUGUCUCACUGUGUAUGUGUAAUUAAAUACAUUUUUUUUCUAUACAAUGUUUUUGAAUUAGAUUUUUGGAAAUGACUUAUGUGUUGCAGCAAAGCCCAGGCUAGGGGUGCAAUGAAAAAAGGGCCACAAAAGCCGAAAUAAAAUACACCAUAUAUAUAUUUUAUUAUUAAUAAUAUACAUUUUAUUUAGAAUAUACGCAAAAUAGUUAUACUAGUAUCAUUUGUGUGGCAGUACGGUGCACGGUGUUAAUGUGUGAUGCACCGUGGUGCAAUAAUGCACCGGUGCUCUCCUCCACCCCAAACUUAAAAGUGGAAUAUCUCGUCAACGGCUUGACAGAAAUUAAAAAUGUCAACACUAAAAUUCAUUUUAAACAAUACUCCAUCUAUGUAUGGAUUUUUAAAUAUAAGUUGCCACUUGAAAAUCAAAAGUAGGAAGUGGUUUUACCCGCAAAAAUAAGGGCGACAAAAAAUAAUAUAAAUAUAAAAUUGUAGAGCUGCCUGUUUCUUAAAAGUUCUAGAAAACAAAUUCCGAAAAAACUUAAUACUUUCUGAGAUAAUGAGUGUACCCACUUAAAUGGAUCACCUAGUACUAUAUAGUGUAUUGUAUACACUGUAUACAUUUCAUAUAAUGGGGCGACCCGGACAGUUUUUUACGUUUUUCUUAAUUUACUCUGAACAUUUAGUUGACAAAAUAUCAUGUUCUUUACCUAUGUCUUAACCAUAUUUAGUAGUAAAAUAAUCAUUAAGUUCAUUAAUGUUUGUACUUUUUUAAAAGUCGAACUUUAUCCGGAGUCAUCCUCAAAAUGAGGGUCACUUCGGAUACAAAAGCACAAUUUUUUUUUCAAAUUAGUUUAAGUUAUACUAAGUUUGGUACGGUUAUUUUUUCUUAUUAAAUAUCAUAAUUAUUACUACUAAUUAAAAUAAAAUAAAUCUUUUAUAUGUGUGCGUUUGUGGACGGGGGGAGGGGGGUUUAAAUUUUUUUUACUAGGAUUUUAGGACUUAAAUAUGUUAAAUGGCUAGAAGUGUUAAUGAAUUUUAAUUGGCUCUGCUUAUGUGUUAAAACUUUAAAAAACUAUAUACGUGAAUUGUAAGUUGUACGCAAAACUAAUAAUAAAAAAAAAAAAAAAAAAAAAAAAAAAAAAAAAAAAAAAAAAAAAUGAUAUUUCAACAAUAUUGUGUAGAGAAAACAUGUAUUUCUUCAGACUCAAUGCACUUAUUCUAUCGUACGGUGAAAAGAAUGUGAUCAUAUUAAUAUUGUUAUCCUGUGUUCCUUUACCGGUUUGGUUUAACUGUGGUUAAUUGAUUUCUCACGCUAUAUACCUACGCUAUAUAGAGCUAUACGCUAUAUACCUAAUACCUACGCUAUUACUUUAUUGUACUCGUAUGUUUUAUACAAAACUAUUUUUAAAAUAAAACAAGUCUAUUUUGAAAUAAAGAAAAUUGGUUUUGUUAAAUUCAUAUCAUAAUCGGUCGUGAAAAAUAAAAUAAUAUUUUUAAGUUGCAUCGUAUUUAUUCGAAGAAAAAAAAGGAAAAACGUAGAAAUUAUUAUUUGUUUAAAAUUGAUUAUGUCUAGACCAAGUAAAAUUUAAUUUUGAAUACUGGCCAAGAAAAUUUUGUAAUUCAAAUGUUGUAUAAAAGUUACUUUUAGCGAUUUAGACAUUUCGAAUAUGAUUAUACGAAGCUCGGUAGUCUGCAUCAUAAAUAGUUGAAAAACUAAUGGUGUGUCUAUAAUUGUUUGCAUAUGAUUAAUAUGCAAUAUGCGCGAUAUAUUCUCGAUUAUAUUAUUCGUGAUGGCAUAUCUAGUUAUUUGUGAACGACAACGUUUAAAAAACGACAAAAAAUAUCAAAGAUAUAAGACUACACGUGACCAAUUUUUUAUUACUCAAAAGUAUGCUUUUUAGGCUUACAUUUUCUACUACACAGUUGUUUGGUUUCGAUAAUUUUUGUUUUUUUUAUAGAAUAGCUCUUACAACUUACAGGACUUGCAUUGAACUUGGAUUUUGAAAACUAUAAUUCCAAACGCUAUAAUUAAAGUUCAAAUAUGACCAACUUUUAAUUACCUAAUUGUUUUUUUGUGAUUUUCGAUAACAUAAUCAAAAUUCAAAGUCCAAUUCGGAGUGUAGAAAGUUGUCCUCUUCAAAGAAAAAAAAAACUUCUACGACUGCAGAAGAGUCGUAGACGCACGGCCUUAAAUCAGGCCGUGCGCCGUCUGUGUAUAAUAUUCAAAAAUUAAAAACUGAUUGAAUUCAUUGUUAACGAUUAUUAAGACUUUUUAAUUAAAAACAAUUUGUUAUUAGCGAUUGUGAACAGUUUGUCAACAAUCACGAGCGAGAUCCUUAUAUGUAUGUUGUAUGUUUCCAUAGUGAUUUCACCGAUUUCUGUAAUGGCCGGGUGACGGAAAUCGAUUCAGGAUACUCAGGUAUAACGAAGAAUGCAUUGGCUCUAUUAUGAUGUGUGCUUUUUUUUGUGUGUCUGCGAACAAUUUUUUUUUACCAUAAAAGUUAUGCGUUUCUAAACAAAAUUCGGUUUAUCUUUAUUAUUUUUAUUAUUAUUUGUUUGUGUGUAUACCGAUAAAUAUUUUGACCGUCACCGAAAUAAUUCUUUCGUAUACAUAUUUAUAUCCCCGUUCAUAAUAUAAUGACGCCGUAUCCAUAAUAAUAUUAUUAUAGUGUGUUACUAAAAAUUUCUGUGGUACUUAUUUUGUACGUCAAGGUCAGCCCCACUGCCGCGGACCGCGCCGAAAGUACAUCGACUGACAACCGGUUAUUUCUUUCGUUUGUACCGGCGUGGACCGCGGUUCAGUCGUUCCGGCGUAGUGUGCAUAAUAAUAAUAAUAAUAUCAGGUACCCGUCGUAUUUUACUAUUUUCGAGCGUGUGCAGUUUCCCGGUCGCUUACGGUCCGGCAACGACGACUUCACGACUUAACACAACCUGCGGGUAUACGGCGAGUCGGAAGUAAUAGGCGAAUAAAAAAAAAAUGGAGGACGGCGGCGACGACAGUUCGGUAUGGAGCUCGUUCUACGAUCGGAUACAGCGGAAAUUCAGCUCGCUGAGCACCACAGCCCCGGAUUUAAAGUAAUAAUAAUAUCGAUAAUUAUUAUGCGUGGGCACACGUCUGUAGAAAAUGAAAUAUACAUAUCGAUUUGGCCAUGGUUUUUUUAUUUUUGACGCGAUAAAACGUCCGUCGAUUCGUAAUUCGUGUAACAUAUAGGUAUAUUAUUAACUCGUUUGUUUUUAACGCUUAUUAUUAUAAUUUUUUUUUUAACCCUCUGGCCAUAUUGGAUCGGUCUCGUUAACAUAAUUAUUAUUAGAUAUCGAUAGGAAAUGUUUAAAUAAACCAAUAAUUUCGGUUGCGAACUCGAACGGGUUAUUGUGUAAUAAAUUCCAUAUGAUAUACCAAAGGUAUGGGUCAUCAUUUUGCGUGACUUUAAUACUUAAAUACCUUAUACGCGUUAUCGAUAUUUAUUGAUAAAAAGAGAUAGACCGUUUUUUAUCAUAAUUAAAUGUCGUGUACUCCGGUUAAAAAUGAGCUGCUUUUUCGAAAUUCGCUUUUUCAAACUAUUCUUUAAUUAAUAUUUAAUCCGUCGUUGCUUAGUAUAAUACAGAAUUUCAAAAAGAGCUGUAUCGAUAAGAUGUACACUAAAUAUUUUACACUAUAUAUUUACCCUGAAAAAUUGCAAAACAUCUAGAUGUAGGUAUCGCCUUUCUUUCUUUGGAGCCCAUAAUGUUUUAUAUAAUUAAUAUUAUUAUUAGUGUCUUGUAAUCAAUGUGUUUGCAUUUAACUUCAAAAAAAAAUCUUACUUCAAGUACAAUAUUACAAUGAAUUACAAUAAUACGCUUGAAAAUAAUAUAACUUUCCAUUCUAAUUUAACUUCUAUGAUUUACUUUCUAUACAUUUAUCGAACUAAAAAUAUUUUAUUGUUUAUAACUAUUUUACAAAAAAAAAAAAACAAUUCGUCGAAAUAGUCUAUUGUAAUAUCAGUUGCGUAUUGGCGUAUGGGGAUCAAUCCAAGUUUUUAUAGAAGGGUGUCGUAUAUUAUAUACCAUUACUAAAUUAGCUUCAUCUCAUUGAUUUCCUACAUUACUGAUAAUGACGCAGUUUUUAAUAAUUUGUUAUUCGUAUGUAAUGUAUGGGCCAUGCCAAUAUUUUGUACUGUUCAAUUAAUUAGAUUUACAAAAAUGUUUAUGAUUAUCUACUUCAGGGGGCCAUAAUAUGAUGAUUACACUUUUUAGGACAGAAAAAAAUCACUCGUAAAAUUUUGUUGCUUUGUCGAUUAUUUUUCUUUAGAUUUUAAUACUAGAUUUAAUUAAAUCCUGAAUACUGUAAAGAAAUUCGACGUUUGGUUAGAAUAAAUGGACCAUAGGUAUAUUAUUUAUAUUUUGGUUUAAAUUAAAACUCGAACUUAAAUGUACCUACAUCGUAUAUUAGUUCAAUUUUUUCUAAUUUAACGUUUAAAAAUAAAAAUAAUAAAAAUAGAUAAAUCAGUUUAUCGAUAACUCGAAUGAGUUAAGAUAUUAUAAAGAAAAUAAACAACAUAUAACGAACUUGUAGUUUAAGUUUAUUUGCAUGCAAUUAUAUUUACGAAUAAGUUCAAUUGUUUUACACUAAUUUUUCACGGACAAGGCUAUUCUCGAUUACUGUGAAAAGUAAUUUAACUAGUUUUCUUUCACGCCGGUAUUGUGAUACCGUUAAGUAGUAUUGUUCCUUUUUAAUUACUAAAAUGUAAAGAAUUCAGGAAUUAAAAUGAAUAUUCCCAUUGUUUGGAUUUUUUCCCCGGGUUUUCUCCCUCCAAAAAAAUUAAAACUAAAAAAUCCGGAUGUACUUUGCAUCAUGGCUACUGUAGAUCACUGUAAUAGGAGGUGGGAAAUUGAACGAUAUAUUAAAUAGUAUAUAGGUUAAUUUAAAAAGUAUAUAGAAUGCACUUGUAAAUCAUUGCAAUCAAAACUGAUUCUGAGUGAAGUAGUAUUAGUCGUGGAUUUUUUUCUUUGUAGCCAAGGUAAUCCAGAGAUCAAUAAAAGUAAAACCGAUAUUUCAAUAUUUGUUUUUAGUUUUCAAAUUGAUAAGAAACAACUAUUUAGAGUCUAGAUAUUUUUUUUCAAAUGAAAAACACUGAGAAAAAAUCAGAAUCCUUUAAAAUUUAAUGCUUAUUAUUUGGAGCAUUUUGAUCGACUCAAAAAUGCUUUUCCAAGAAUUAAAAACGUACAUAUAUUAAUAUAAUUAUAGUAACUUCUAUACUACACUCAGAAUCUAUAAAAAGGACUUAUUUGGUGCAUCAACUAAACUAAUUUUUUAUUAAUAACUACGUGUACUAAUAAAAACUAAUAAAUUUUCGUUUUUUUCGCUUAAAAUCUAAAAAGAGAAAAAUACUAAUUCAAAUCGUUUCGAAUCGUCAUUUUUGACAAAAAAAAUAUUCAAUUUCGUUUUGUAAUAUUGUAAUUAACAUAUGAAAAAUAGUAACGCUAAUGAGUAUGGCUAUAGAAAGCAAUGUUCAUAGACGUAUAAAAAUGUUUUUUUCAUAAGUUGAAAUUCACUAGUCAUCGUUCAUCACUUAUCAGUUAUGUAUACUAUUUAUGUUAUUUUGAAUUAAUUUUUUCUCAUAUUUUUAUCAAAUCGUAUAUUUUUUAAUUUAAGUAAAACCUCCUACAAAAUCGUAUUUUUACAAAAUCUGUUGUAGUAUUGUUUUAAAUUUCGAAAGUAAAUAUUUAAAUACUUGAGUUAAAAAUUAAAAUGUUCAAAUAUAGGUUAUGUUUCAAAAUUAUAAGAAUGGUUGUAUAUGUAAAUCGUAGCUCUACUAAUGAGUAACGAAUACUAUGUUAAUCAUUCUUAAUACCGAAAUGAUUAGAAUUAAUUAUUAUUAUAUUACAAGUGUAGUGAAUCUAUUUUUUUAGUUUUCUUGUAAAUAAAGUUUGUUGAAAAAUUAAAUAUUAAGUCAAAUAUUCACGAAAUAAAUCCGCAAACAAUUAUUAUCACUACAUUUACUAAACGUGUAGCCUAAUAUAAGAAGUAAUGAAUAAUUGAUAAUCUGAGCAAUUCUCAAAUUAAGUUUCAAUAUCAUUACGAAAUAUAAUUAUUUAUUAAAUCAUGUUUAUUUCAUUUAGUUAUUGGUAUUUUAAUAAAAAAAUUGAAAACUCACAGAGCAGUAGGGCUAAAUAUUAUUAGCUAUUCGUAAAAUGUGGUUUAACUUGUAAUAAAAAUAAAUAAUAAUGCAUGGAUUAGAGCGGUAUUGCGGUUUUUCGAUGAGCAAAAUAAUAUAAGUAUAAUAUAUACUUAUAUUAUUUUGCUCGAUUAUAAUCAAGCACUUAAAACAGUUUUAACCAAUUUUUUUUAAAUAAUAGACAUCGUCUAUGUCAGUAUUUCACGACUAGUUGAAAACUUAUCAUUGUAUAAGUAUUUCAUAUUAUAUUUAUACGAAUUUUACGUUCCUCUUAAAAUUAUGAUUGCAUCCGAGAAGGCCGGGGGCAGGGAGUGAUUGGUCUAUCUAGAAAAACUGGUCUAUGUAGAACGAACAACAAAUAUAUUUUAUUUGAAGAAAAAAAUAUGAAUUCGUCUUGAUAUGAAAUAUAAUAUCAUUACUUAUUCUUAUCGUCCAUUUGUCUUAAUAAUUGAUGUAGUGAAUCGUUUUUUUAUAUAAUCACUCUGAAAUUGUGUGUAUUACCCAUUGUUAGGUUUUUUUUUUUUACUCGUCUUUGUUAUGGAUUUAAUUAUUGAGUGUUACGAGUUAACGACCAAACUUCUCACGAAUGGUUUACCUGUGAGUGCAAUUGUUUUUAUUCGUGUCGAUCAUUAUUAAUUUUAAAUUAAAACAGCAUAUAGUUGGUACUAUACUAUAUAUUAUAAAAUAUGUGUGACAAUGCAUAGUAACGUAAGACAAUUGUUGUAAACAUCAUAGUAAUGAAUUGUUUAUUACUAUAUAGUAAACAAUAUUAUUCGUAUAGAUACGUGAUAUACUCAUGUAUGUAUUAAUAUAAUAUGUACUUACGUGUAUUAUAGAAUUAGUAAUUUAUUUAUUGAAAUAUUUAUAAUUCCAUUUAAAACAAUAUAACAACUCAUUUGUUACUCAAUGAGAAUAUUGUAAAAUUCAAUUAUGGAAGUACCUACUAAUUCAUAUAAUAUUAAUGACUUUAUUACCAUUGAUUAAAUGUAUUUAAUCAAUGAUAUUACCCAUAGCGUAAUUAACAACGCAUAAGAUGUACGUAAAAAUCGUAAUUAAUUAAGGAAAUUUAAUAAUAGUAAUUUCUGAAUGUAUGUUUAGAAUUGUCAAGUAAUCGUGUAAUAGAUUGUACCUUAUGUAUCCGGUCGGUUAUAUACGAAUGCCAAUUUAAUUGAAUAUUGUAUUUUAUCGAUUUAACGAAGUUAAAGCGUUUGCUUGUUGUUAGAUAUAUUGGACAUUUUGAGUUUUUACGUUUUAAAAUAUUACUGUUGGCAAAAAAAAAAAAAAUAAGAAAUUAUUUCAUAAUUUUGUUGUCAAAUAUUAUAAUAUUAGUGUAUUAAUAUCACCAGUAGUAUGAAUAAUGUAACUCAAACAAGGCAGAAACCUUUAAGAGUAUCAAUAUUUAAAAUUCUGUCACUAUAUAAUAUGUAUAAAGCAACCGACCUAUUGAAGUAUUUCCGGUCAUAAUAUAGCUAUAUGCGAAAAACUCGUAUACAAUUUUUGACGUUAAAAAAGGAGUCCAAGUAUAAUAAUAAUUUUUUUUUAACUCCUAGACAAAUUAUUUAACAAAAAAUUAAUAUGAUCUUUAAAUACGAGUACUUGACAAAUAAUGAUUUGAAUAUCCGUCUAAUAAAAUAAUAUCCAUGUUAUAUAUCUUGUUUGUUUUGUUGGUUUACGGGUUUAAUCAAUUUUGAUAAAUUAUUAAAUACUGAAUAUAUCUUUAAUAAAAACGUAUACAUCACAAGUUUAAAAUAGUUUCAUAUUAAAUAUUUGUGUCACUAAUAGUUAUGAUAAUUCUUGAUUAUAGAGAUUACAUUUUGGCUAGUUUGCAAAUAGUAAAGUAGUUUAAUACAAUAUGUUCAUAUUGUUUAUACUCUUGUUAUAGGUAAUAUUUAGAUGGAACUAUUGGCUUGCACACUUGUGCACGUAUAAUUAUUAAAAAAAAAAAAAAUGUAUUUAACAACAAUUAUAAAUGUAUUGAUUUAUCAUCGUUAAAUUACAAACUAUAAUACUAAUCUAAUAUCUUUGAAAAUACAUUUUAUUUUUAUGUGACACGAUAAUAAUAGAAUUUUACAAUCAAUAUACAUAUACCUAUGCGAAGUACUUACUUAUACCUAUACAAAAAUCGAGCAAUAAACCUAAACAAAAAAUGUUUGUACCAUAAAGAUAAGUAGGUAUAUGUAUAUAUAUACAUUAUUGUUAAUACUUUCAUAGAAUAAAUAGAAGUAAAAAAAAGUAAUAGAUAUUAGGCUAAAAAUUUAAAUGACGUGAAUGUCGUGAAUGACAUCAUCAGCUGAUGACUUAGCGUUACACUGCAAAUAAUAUGACAUAAAAUCCUUGAUACAUAUUGCAUACCUAUUUUAGAGUCUGGGCGGAGUAAGAAAGCUGCAACUAUUUAUUUUAUAAUGACGUGUAUGUGUUAUUACUUUUUGGGAUUGUCAAAAUGUUCAAUUAUUACCCAUCAAUACAUGUUUGGAUGAUUGACAAUAAUUGAACGUAGGUAUAUGCAUGUAUUGAUUGUAAGAGCGUAUUGAACAUAAUAUGUAGGUACAUGUCGAAUUUUUCGAAACUUCUUAUUCGAUGGCCUACAAAGUUUAAUAAACUAAAAAGGUAGGUAAAAUGAUAAUUCGGCUCUCGUUUAGUAUGUUACCUAUACCCACGUUGGAUUUAAUCAUUGUUUUACCACGCUACCUACAUCGGAAAUACUUCCUACACGGGAUUCGAUUUCAUUUAAUAUAAGGAAAAUUUAUGUAAUUUAAAAUAAACAAUUACUAAGUAUUAAUCAUAUAUUUGUACGUACUGCUUCAUCAAAAUAAUUUUUAGGUAAUUUAAAAAUUAUAGAGAGGUCUGGGGUAGUGAAAACUCUUCAUUUAAUUGUGUUUAAAAUUUCAAUAGAAGACAUGCUAUUAUAAUGUGUAACACCUUUUGUGUUUUGCUUAAAUUUCAUAUUUUAAAAACCUUGCCCGAGGAAAACCAUAGUUUACUGACUAACAUUAAUUAAAAUAACAGAUAACCCUACUUUUUAAUUAAGAUUAACCCUACCCUAAUUUUUUAACCCUACCAUUUAUUAUUUAUUAAUGUUAAAUAUACGAAUUAGUGUACUAUUUAAGUUGUUUAUUUAUAUUAAUACAUUAUUAUUAUGAUUUAUAUAGUAUAGUGAAUAAUAAAUUAUACGAAGCAACGGCGCACACAAUGGUGGGAUUAAGGCCGUUAAGGGGUCAAAACCCACUCCGUAAUGUCUUCAUUUACUAGAUUUUUUUAAAUCAAGUUUUAUAUUCAACAACAUAAUAUAUCUUAUACCAUAGAAUAAAAUACAUUUUAAUUUCAUCAAAAAUCAUUUAUUCAGUAAUAAUAGUGAUAGCACUAUAGGUACUUAACAUAUGCUAUAUUCUCUCUUUAGGAAAUUAUUAUAAACGAAUCCCCUUCUGAAAAAAAAUCCUACGCGCGUUACUAAUACGAAUCAUUCUAAACGAAACUUAUUUUCGUACAAGUAUAAAAUUGUGUUAGUACCUACACUGUAAUAGCAUCUCAAAAUCGUUUGCGAUCGAUGAUUUAUCACUGCUUCGCUAUUUUUAAAAUUAUUUCUCAUACCGACAGUUAUUAUUAUUAUUAUCAUCUUAUUUGUUGUAUUACGUUUUAGGGGAACUUUUACGCCUUACAUGUCGGUGGCAUCAAAAAUUAAUUUUAACUCGGAAAAAUAAUUAAAAACGAAUGUCAACUAUUUAAAUUUAAAAUGUCUGAGAAUGCGACAGAAAGGUUGUUGAUACAUUUUGUAGUAUUCUAUAAAAGUAAGAUUAUAAUGAAGAAGUGCAGGCAUCAUUUGUAUAUAGGUACAGUUUUUGCUUUAUUUGAUUCGUCGCCAAUAAUAUUAUAAAAUCAUUAAUCUCGUACAAUUUAUAUUUACCUUGUGAUAUUCCGCCUACGUUGUUUUAUAGUGAAGGUACCAAAAUUGUAUUAUGAAAUUUAUACCUAUAUGUAUGUAAAAUCUUUGGGCUUCACUAUGAAUACAUUACAUACUUCAAGGUAAAUCGGAUGUUGACGUUUUAAUUCGUUUUGAACAAUGAUAUUGAAAAAAAAAAUUAUUAAAAAAUGCAUUAUAAAAUGAAAAUCUAUUUUUAAUCUCAUGGUGUCAAACACGACAGAAUUUCACUUAAUUAAGUUCAAGGUGUGGCUUUCAUUCGUACAAUGUAAUAAAAACAUAAUGACACAUCCGUACAGAGAGUGGCUUUUGAGUUUUGUUAGUCAUUCACAGUGUAUACUAAAACGUCUAUAAUACACACAUUUAUAAUAUCGUUCAUUUUUUAAAUUCUUAUUUUUGUUUUGUUUUUGUGUAUAUUUUAAAACUGUAUUUACAAUCCAUGCAUUUAAUUAUAUUUGGUAUGCGUAUAAUAAGUAAUAUGUAGGUAACUUAUUUUAAUAUUUAAAAUUCUUACUAUACUUAUAAUGCAACCUGUGCGUUUGUUUAUUUGGUAUUUGUAUUACAAUAGAAUCAGUUCGAAUAUUAUGCAACUUCAGUUGUAUAAUAAUCAUAAUAAUAAAAAAUGGUUGUUUAAUCGGUGUUGUGAUAAAUUAUAAUGCAUUGAUAAAGUUCAUUAGUUUCGUAUUUCGUAAAAUACAAAACGAUAUUUAUUUAAACUAAUUUAAGAUGCGGCUGAUUUUUUUCUAUCAAUAUUAAUUUUACUAUGAGGCUCAUCAAUGUCUUACGAGUACAUUAUUAUUAUAAAUUAUAAUAGUUUAGCGUUUUUCGAAUUGAAAAAAUUUACUUUUGGUAUCUAUUAAAAUUAAAAGUUGUAUAAAUUAAAUUAGUUACGAGUAGGUUAGUAUUAAAAAAGUUCACAUACUAUUCACACCGCGGCACAUAAGGUCAAAUUAUCAAUUUAAGACGAAAAAAUUGAAAUAUUUAUUACCAUCAGAGGAAUUCCAAAUACCUAGAAAACGUUAUUUAUAAACCAGUGUACAACGAACCGUUUCAUUUAUUUUUUUAUCGUGACAUAAUAGCUUGUGCGUGCACUUAAACUUGGGUUAUCUUUCGCACCACUAUUGUUAAUUAGUUACUCAUAAACGUGAAUGUUGGAAUAAAAAAUUAAAUAUUUUUAUUUUAAAAUGUAUAAUCGCACAUUUUAUAAUAUAGAUAUUGAAGUAUCAGCUGUGUACUUUAAUAUGCAAUUGUUAUUAACAUAAUAGCUGUUCGUUAUCAUUAAAAUAUAUAUUUUAUAAAAUACUAUUUUUGUUUAAAAAGUAUAUUGAGAUGUCAAUUAUAGCUUGUGUUAUAUUAAAAGUUCCAUAUAGUUCCAAGUUUAAAUUUUACUUGUUCAAAAGGAUGUCUUGAAACAAAUGUAAAAAUGUAAAAUUAAUGUCCACUUUUUUGUUUCCCUGUCUGCAAAAUAGAACGCAUUAUAUUCAGGUAGUAGUGUCACACAAUAACUUUUUUAAACAUCGAAUAUAGGUAUUAUAAUUAAUAAUUUAAAAAAUAAUAAUCUUAGAGUCUUGAAAUUUCCAACAAAGAUGAAUCAUUGUACUGUUCUACUACCAAACAAUUUUCAAAAAGUGUUUUUUUACUUAAUUUAAUUGUAUUAAAACAUAGUUCAGAACAAAUGUGUUUAGCUGUAGAAUCAAGUUUAGUGAAAUUAGGCAGGAAAACUGUAGCUCAAGUUGUAAAAUUAGCCAUAGAAUCUACACCCACUAGAUUAAGAAAAUUGAAAUUGGUGUAUGAUAAAUCGUCCUCUAUUAUUAUAAGACCGUACAGCCAUGAAGAAGCCUUAGGUCUUAUAGUAAAUCUGGGUUUGACAAAAGACCUUGGGGAUAUAGAUGAUAGAAUAAUGUAUAAUUUUAUACACGUUAUUUUGUUUAUAUCAUUCAUUCACAAGACAGACAUAAUAAAAUUUAAAUUAACUAAUUAAUACUAAUUAACUUUUCUUUUUUUUUUAAUAUAGUUAUGAAGCAGUAUCCUUAUAAGUCUCUCUUUAUAAAAAUAAUAUGAAAUAAAAUUUUGUUUUAUAUUUUUGUCGUCGUAAAUUGACCAUUUAGGUCACUGAUUUGCGCGGGUUGGUCACUGAUCUAGAUGAGAAGAUAUUAAAGAAAUAUAGGUUUAAUUUAAUUUAUAACGCAACAAUUUAUCAUCUCAAACAAAUUUACGAUCUUCAUUGGGCUCACCAGAUUUUAUCAUUUUUUUUUUUACAAUCAAUGUUUAUGAGAAUGUAGAGAGACGCUUCACACCUCUCCACAUUUUCUAUUAGCCACACGUGGGAUUAUUUCCAGGUGAUUUUGUUAACUGAAUUCAGUACUAAUGUAAAGAUAAUAUAUAAUAAAGAUAUAAGGAUACAAGAUCUGUACAAAAUGUUAUGGAACGGAGAAGGUACACGAGAGGGUGAAUCAAUAAUCAUCCAGACUGCCCCAGAAAUCAAUUUUUUGCGGGUUAUAAUAUAUUUAAGGGGAUUGGAGACCCAUGUAGCGACACUUUGGGUACGCCGCUGUCUUAGUAUAACCAUCACAGUUUGAAUCCACUAAUGUUGUGGAUUUAGUUAUGUAUUAUUACGGACAUAUUUUGAAUGGGGUAUUUUGCCACGAUGUCUCGUAAUAGGGAUAUAAUAUUAUAACAACAUCGAAUCGACUAUAGUAAUAAACACUUAAUUAAUUAAUAUGUAAUAGCACGCAUGUUCUAAAAUAACAGUUUACAUAAUAGGACCGGCGAGUUAGUGCGGCUUGGGAGUUGCCGGGAAUAAUAAUAAUACGUUAGUAGGUAUGAAAGCAUGCGCAGCAACGCUUUUAAAAAAGAAGCGCCGGCGGAGUAAAAGUUGAGAAAUACUGCGACUGUACGUUAUAACAUAAUAACACUAUUUGACUAUUGAUCGAGGAAAAUGCCGAGAGUCCGAGAGUUUCGUCGGUUUUUAUUUGUUUAUUAAUAUUAAUUUUCGUACAAUUGUAGAAUUAUUAAUGACCCCAAUGUUUCGCGGCGAUUGAUUAAAUAAUAAUUACCUGCUUGUUUAUAUGAGUCACGUUAUUAAUAUCAUAUGAAAACGAUUAACGGACAUUAAAAAUUCUUUAUUAUUAAUACGUUUUUUUUUUGUCGUAUAAUUUACUGCAGUGCGCGUAUAUCAUUUCAGUUGAGAGUGCGGACUCGUGGUGUAUGACGGGCCGUUAAUCUAACUAUUUACAGACUCUAUACUCUAUUGAUUAUCGCGGUUUCAUAUUAUUCAAUUUAUUAGUUUCGAUUUGCACGUUAAAAGUUUUUCGCGUGGCACGUUAUUUCGUUUUGUCCGUCUUUUUUAACAUGUUGGUAGGCGACGAUAAUAAUUCCGAUCCUAAUCAAUUAACUGUCGAAGACGAUAUUGAACACUGCCAAGAUGACCGAAACGAAAAUCUUAGCGAACUUCAAUAUGGUUCAAGGUACAUAAUGCGCGCUUUUAAAUUACGAGUUUUAAUCGAAAUUUCGUGAAAAUAGCUACAUACAAUAAUUGUAAUAAAACAGUAUAAUUUCGUAAAUUAUUGACUCAAUGUCUAGUAAAAAUUGCACACGCGUUUUCUGCUCUAUAUAGGUAACGCGUGCCAGAAAAGUAUUGUAUUUGCAUAAUUUUCUGUAUACACUAAACGUAAUACAUCGCCUUGUAUGUAUAAUGUAUAUUGUACAUUUAUACUAAGAAUAGUAAAUUUCAUGACUUAAAACAUACAUUUCAUUUAAACGUCACAGUUUCAAUACAAUGAAUAAUAGUGUAUAUGUUUAAUUUAAAUGAUUUUUAAAUUCGUAAGUAUAAAUAUAUACUGUAUACGUACUAUAUAAUAUUAUUAUUACCGGCUGACUCAUUUUACCUCGAAAAGUCGUAUCUUUUUUUUAUAAUUUUUAAUUUCUGUUAACCCGUUAGCGUAAUAAUAUUAACCUUUGAUAUUUCUGAUGAAAAACGCAAGUAUUUUUUAUUUCUGUUCCCAUCAACGUGUAUUUCUUAACUAAAACUUCAUAAAUUUAAGGUAUUAUCAAUUUUGGUUGCUAUUUGAAAAUCAAAAGUUUAUACUUUUAAUUUAUCCACCGAAUAUAAGGGUGAACCAAUAAACGAUUAAAUACUAUUGUUAUCAAAUCAACAUCGUAUUUUCUAUUUUAAUAAUAAUUAAAAUUAUGUACAAUACCCAUCAGCGAUGCUGUUUGAGUUUUUUUAAUAGAAAUGCCAAAACUCAACCAGGCCAAUUAUUAUAUUUUUUUUUCAAAGUCAGACCACUAAGCCAAAUGUUAUGUCGGUCGACGGCUGACGUUUACAGAGAAUUUAUAGUUUAUAUGUUUAGUAAAAACUAAAAAUUAACGUAAAAACUGUUCAACUGAAUAUAAUAUUGGUUACUUGUUUAUUAUCGCCUCGCCAGAGCGAGGCGAUUAUUGUUCCGCCACAACAAAACAAUUAUGAUCGAUAGAUAUUAUAUCGUGUGUAUAAAUAUGUACAUGAUAAUACAGUUUCAAUAUUUCUUACGGCCUAAAAUUAUCUUCUUACAGUAGUAACGUAAUAUUAUUAUAGUAGCAAUAAUUUAAACUGACAUAGCCGCUCGUUGACAGUGCUUAAAUGGGGAGAGGGGACGCUGGGGGACGAAGUACCUUAAUUCAUUUUUCAGAAAUUUAAACGUAUCUCUGCCAUUUGUUUAAAGUAGAACGCAUAGGAUGCAAAAGCAGAUACAAGAGGAGAUACCAAGGCGAUCACCCUCCACUUUUUGGCCCGUGUUUUGUUUACGUGAUUCUUAUAUUCAACAAUUGUUUAUAUAAUAUAUAUACUUUUAAAUAAAAUCCACACCCUUUUUAAUCCUAGAACCCGUCACUGAUAUGACGGUAUUUUUAUCAAAUUUUUAUUUUCAUUAAAAUUUUAACUUAAAUUGCUAAUGAAAAUAAAAAAUCAUAACUUUUUACCAUUAUUUGCAACUUAUCGAAACAAUUUUGAUUACAUAAAACUAAAUAAAAUUCUAUGACUGAAAUAUUGUCAGUAUGAAUUGAAACCAUGUCUAGAAAGUGUUGUAUAAUAUAAAAGAUUUUACCUAUAUAAGUAAUCAGUGAAAUUUCCGGCCUCUACGAUUGUUUUUUUUUUUGAAUGAACAAAAAAAUAGAAUAGAAACUGUUAUUUAUUUUAUUUUAAUUAAAUACGGGCUUGUCUCAAAGUACAGUAGUAAAUAUUUACAAAUAGUAUGAGUUCAAUAGAAGUAAGACGAGAACUACGUAACCAGAUUAAGUUAGGUUAGGUUAGGUUACACAUUUGUAAGGUUAUACGUUUUUUCUAGGGUUUUCCUCAUAAUUAAAAAUACUACAAAGAAAAUCAAAAAAUAAUAACUUCCUCAUAGUCCCAAUGAAACGAUAAUUUUUAAUAGAAACCAUCAUUUUUAAAGUUGAUGAUCGGAGCAAUAUUUCUGGUAAAAAAGUUUUUCACAUACAAAAAAAAACCCAAACAUAUAUCAUUAUAGAUUCAUAGUAGUAACUAUGUAUAGUAAUCAUCAUAAUAGAAUCUUAAAAUAAAUUUGAUCUACAAUAUAACUCAAGUACAGUAAUAUAAAAUAAAUACAAUUAUAUCUAUAGUAUAAUAUAAGCAAAAAGUUAGGCUGCAAUAGAGGGCGUGGAAAAUAUUGAAAAGAUAUUUUGUCGAAACUGUAUUUUUUCGGAAAAAUAUUUUGUAGGAACCGUAUUUUAUCGGAAAAACAUUUCGUCCGAAAGUAUUGUGUCGGUGAAUUUUUUUUCAGAUAAAUAAUAAUAUUUUGUAGGAAAAUAAUUUUUACCCAACGACAAUAACAUGCAGUCAUGAAGUGCUAUGAUAAAAUUAUAUUCAACAGUUCUGAAAAAAUACUUUCCGAUGAAUUAUUUUUCCAACAAAAUAUUUUCUGACAAAUUAUCUUUCCGAAAAAAUACUUUCCAACAAAUUAUAGCCCUCCCUCAAUAGUAGUUUUAUUAGCAGGGGUGGUUUUAGAAUUCAAAUUUCUUAUGGGCUCUACUAUAGUGGUUCCAGGAAGAGGACGAUCAAUUAAUCGAACGCCCCAACCCCCUCUCCAUUCGGCCGUGUUUAUGUGUUAAUACUCAUGUUCAAAAAUGGGGGGAAAAUGUGGGGUAAGUAUGUAUAAUAUGCAGAAUAUUUUCACCCCCACCCCUUGGAACUUGCCUUGAAACAUUCCUAAUGGGAACGAAUCGAUUUAUAAGCAAGCUAUAAAAUCAACCUAAAUCCUUAUAGGCCAAAUUAUUCCCUUUACACUUAUGAAAAUAUUAAUAAGUAUACCUACGAAAAAGGUAGAUUUUCAUCAUUUUUUAUACAAAAUAUAGUUAAAUAUAUAAUGUUAUAAUAACGUAAACACUAGUACGUGUUGUAUUAACAAUCACGUAUAUAGACAAGUAUACUUAUCAGUAAAAACAACAACGGUGCGUUAUCAUAAUAUUAUGUGGCAGGACGACGUAGGAGUCUAUUUUACAUAUGUUACUGUCUAAUAGACACGGCAAGUAUCCGUAUCACUAGCCUACGAUGCUAUUUAAAACCAAACUUCAGUGAUAAACAUAUCAUAUCAACAUAGACAGUGGAAGAAAAAUAAAUAAUAAAAACAGAGAGCUGAUACUGGGGAUUGGGGCUACAGGUGGGAAGUUAAGAAGGUAGAAUAGAUAUAGGUACAUAUAGUUAUUUAAUUUAUAUUUGUUAGUAACGAUAAACCAUUGCUAAAGCAAAAACGAUUCAGAGUGAAAUUCGGUUUUACAUGUUAUGAAAAGCCGAAAUAUUUAUGGUUUUCAUCAAAAUUUAUUAUUAAAAUUCUUAUAUAAAAAAAAAAAAUAUAUCACAUUAAACUGGAUUUUUUUUUACCACUAAGUACAACUUAUAAUAAUAUAGUAUAGUAUUUCGUUAUAUAUUAUAUAACGUUUUAUAGUAUUUCUGUUGAAUCUAACACAGAGCUAUCUACUAAAUAAUAAUUACGUUGAAAACUCACAUAAUUAAAAUGUUUAUAAAAAAUUCAAAAAUAGCUCAAAUAAUUUAGGAAUUUUACCACAUCUUUAAAAAGCAAAUAUUAGUUUUCUGAAUAAAUUUCAAGUCUCUACAAAUAUUUUCAACUGAAUUACAAUAAAAAAACAAAAUUGUAAAUAAGUAUUUUAAUGGAACAAUAUUUCUGGUAGAAAACAUAAGUUGCAAAAAUUAAAAACAAUGAAAUCGGCAAUGUUGCGGUGUGUCGUAAAUAUUUGCCGUUUUACCUAUAAUCUUCUUUCCGGGUUUUUCCAAUUAUUUGGAAAAUCUUUUGGAAUAUAAAAAAAUUGACCUUUCCAAUGCACCAACUAAAUACAAUGUCCUUUCAGAAAAGGUGCUACACUUUACACUAAUAUAUUUUCAUAGAUUUUGUAAAUUUACAAUUAAAAAAAAUGAAAAUAAAAAUAUAUUAUAACUGUAAAUAUGUAUAUUGUAUAGUGUAAAUGAUACGCUGGAAAUUAAUUAUGAAAAUAAAUGUAAUUGAAUACCGUUGUCACUUCUUGGUAUCUUUGGACGUAUAUUUUACAAUCAGGAAAACGUGAAUAAAAGACAAACAUAAAAGUACUCAUAUCGUUUUAUGAAGACUAUUAUUGCAUAUUCAGAUAAAUUUUAAAACAAUAAUACAUAAUUCAAAUAAAAAAUACUAUCUAAAUGUUUUGUGGCCCAAAUUCGAAACAUUAGCCUUUUUUCAAGGUGCAAAAUUUAUCGUUAUCGAUUAUUUUCUUUAUUUUUUGUCAGUAUUUGGUUCGUACCUUAUAUUUUUUAAAUAUACAAUUGCGGUCAGUGGAGCUGCCUGUGGCAACCAAAUUAUCAAUAUAAAGAAAACAGAAAUCUGUUUUUCAUUUAUUCGUUUAUUUCCAUUUGUUCAAGAAAGACCAGAAAUCAAUACAAAUAAAUUCAAAUAUGCGUAUCCAUAUUUUAUAUGGGUGUAAAUCGUAAAAAAUUGACGUGCAUGGUGACGAUAAUUUAACGCCAUCAAUCAUUGUCCGCCUUUGAUUAUGUUGAGCCUUAUUUUGUACUACUUUUCGAUUAUUGUCAUUUAUGGAAUCUUUUAAAUGAAGUUGCUUAAAAAUAAAUAAUAAAUGAAAAAAAUAAUACAAUUUGUAUGGUAUAUUGCUGAUAUUUAUUUAAAUUAAUACCAGUUUUAAAAUAUUCUUUUAAAAAAACUAUAAAAUAAUCUAAUCUUUUAUACUUUAUUAUAGCAAUUAUUUUAUUAUACACAUAGUAUGUAAAUGCGUUUAAAAUUUAUUUAAACAUCAUGAACCUAAUAAACGAGAAGAAACGAAUAAAAUAGGGUUUUAUAUUAAUAAUAAUCACGAUUUCGCCAUUUAUUAGAAAUUUGGAUUCUACCUUGCCAUUAUAUAUUAUGUAUUUAAUGUCUUAUAUUAACCUUGUACCUUAUUUGACAUUUGCCCAUUGGAUAUUUUCCAAAAAUAAAUUUUUUUAAAGUCUUAGAUAAAAAAAGUAAGAAAAUAAUACAGAUUUAAUAAUGAAAGAUCAUAAUUAUAAUUGUUUUAAAAUUGGACACAAAUCAAAUUUUGUAACAACAAUUUAUUUAAAGUAUAAAUCACUUAUAUGGGCGUUAAGUUGAAUUCAGGAUUAUUCUUGAUAAUUGUACUACCUAAUAACAAUAUAGUUACAAAAUUACACAAUAAUGAUAGUUGUGCAUUUUCGUUGUACAUUUUCUGUAUAGAUUUUGGAAUUGAAUAAUAAAUAUUUCUAAUUUCAAUUUGAAUUGCGUCCAGUAUUGAAUUUUUAAAUUGAUUUUGCUUUUCUAAAGUUUAUAAUAUUGUAAUAUUUAUAUAAACCUAAUACAUAAUAUGUUUAAAACAUUGUUUUUAUGUUUUUCUUAUUUAUGCAUAGAGUUGAGCAAUUGGAUGGUGGAUUUUUUGAACGUUACGGUUCCGGUUUAAAAGACAAUUUUAUAGAAGACACUAUUAUUGCCGAAAAAGACAAAUUCGCUACUCUCAACACUAGAGAAAUUUUAGAUGUCUACAAAGACACGGAAACCCGGACUCAAUUAUCAUAUAAAGAGUUAUUAUCAUCAUUGUUGGAAUUGAAUGUAAGUACAUACCCAUGUAGUUGUUAAUUUUUUUUUUUUUAAUUUGUCCUGAGAUAUUAAUAGUAAUUAAUAGAAGUCGCAAUGUUCGAUAAUAUAAUAUUAUAAUCUAUAUGAUUAUAUCACAAUAAUCUCAACUGCUAAAAGUAAAAGGACAUUGGUACAGUCAGACUAUGUAUACAACUGUAUACAUAGUCGAUAGAUUUUAUGUAGUUUAAUUAUUAUUAAUCAACUUUAGACUUGGUCAACCUUUUUCUAUAUAGCAUAUUCGCAUCGUAUCGUAUACUUACUAUUAUAAUUUAAAACUAUAUAUACCUAUACGGUAUUAUAUUAUUUUUUAAACUUUAUCUAUGCAAUAAAAGCAAUUCAACUGAAUUAAAUUUAAUUAAUUUCUAACUUACAGUACAAUAAUAUUGUUAUCAGCGGUAUUGGUAAAUAUUACAAUAUUACAAUAACACCACUAGGUAUACAACACAACUUAUAUAAUAUGAUUAUUGAUAAUAUAUAAUAUAAUAUGAUAAAUAUAAUUGAUACAACAAAAAAAAAAUAAAUGUAAUUAGACAUUGAAAUGUUCACAGGGAACGCUAAAGUAUGUCAGUUAUUAUAUACAUUUUUUAAGAUAUUUAAUUUUGUAUGGUAAAUUUCGAUUUGACUUUGAUAUUUGAUAUAGUAUUCACUGGGAAUUUUUUUUUUUGUUUAAUUUUGUAUGAUUUCUUUAUGCUUUUCAAUGGGAAUGUUUACUUUGCUUCUUGACUAGCAUUAAAACUUUUAAAUGGUAAUUUUUCAAUGUUAGUCAAUAAAUAUUUUCACCCACUCGAAUACUGGAUAAUGUCAAAUAUGCCGCUGAAUAAACCAGCCAUAACAUUAUAUUUUAAACUUUAAAACUGCUCCAGCUUACAAUCUUGCUAAAUAUUUAACUUUCUCAUAAAAAAACAAAAAUUAAUUAUGAAUACUGAUAUUUUUAUAAAAAACGCUUAUGAUUUUAUUGAAAAAAUUAAUAAAAUUAAUAUUGAGCCAAGUUAUAAAAUGAUUUCUCUUGACGUCAAAAAUGUAAUACAUCCAUUCCUAAACACGAAACAGUGUAUUUAAAAAAUAAAUAAACUUAGACAUGGUAAUAAAUUGAAUACAAUCGAAGUACAAGGAGUUAUUCAAAUAAUAGAAAUAAUUUUAAUUUAAAUACUAUUAAAAAAAAUGAUUUUAAAAAUAAUAUCAUAUGUUAAUAUAUUUUAGAUAAUACAUAAUAAUUAAAAACCAAAUAAUUUAUAUUGCUUACCAAUAACCCAUUUUAAAUAAUUGCUAAUAUGAAAAUAAAUUAUUUCUAUAUAAAAUGUCAUAAAUAAUUAUUACAAAUUUGUAUUAAUUUUUUUUCUAUAUAUUCCUUUAUUUAAUUUUUUGAUAUUCAGUCGCGUUUUACAGUUUGAUUGUGAUAUACCUAAUGAUGAAUUUUUAAUUCGAAAUUGGUCAUGUAAUACACUUAUCAUAAUACUCCAGACGACACAUUCAUUCAUUUAUUUAUUUUUUAUUUUUAUACAUACAUUUUUAUUUAUAAUAUUUUUUUAUAUUUAAUUAUUAUUUAAGUAUUUUUACUUGCCUAUUAAUUUUUUAAAUAGAUUCGAGUGAAAAAAAACAUGUGCAUCAUACAUCGUCAAGUAUUAAUUGAAAUGUAUAAAAUGUUAUACCAUAAAACGCAAUAAAAUGUCAAAUAACUUUUAAAACCGGAAAUUGUUUUAUCGCAAAAUUAAAAAACCAAUUUUAUUGAGAUUAUUAUUAUAAUAGUGUUUUCGUACAGUGGUGACCAGGACCUGAUACACGCAUAUGCAUGCAGUGCACAAAUACUGGGGCACCAAAUUCUGAGGGUCUUUUAGUCUUUACACUCUAUAAAAAAAAAUUCUAUAUCUAAAAGUUAAUUUUUGGUUGAUAUAUUACGAUUAAGUACUUACUUAGUAAGAAAUUAUUAUGUAACGAAAUGUAAAAGUAUUUUUGUAUUUAAUUAUAUUACGGAUCUAUUAGUUUCUGCACUUGAAUGCGUUUUUCUUCUUACACAAGAAAAAUUGGAUUUUUUUUACCAUUACUGUCAAUCAAUCAUUAUAUUACAAAACGUUUGAAGACACUAUUGCUGAAUUUUCAAAAAAACAAGAAAAAUAUGCGUAUAUUAACUUUAAAAAAGUGGUUGUAAUUUACAGAUUAAAUUUGUUUUUGGUAUACUUAACCUACCUCUCAAAUAUUUUGUUCUUUUUUUUUUUCUGUAAAAAUUGCACGUAUCUGAUUAUUUCAAUUGCAUACGAUAGAAUUGAGAACGGAAUACGGAUCCUUUUCACUAUUACAAUUGCGUAAGUUCUACCUAUCCAAAUUUAAUGCAUCGUUGCCGUUGCAUGUUCACAAACUUUGAUUAACUAUUCUUUAAAGUACCUAUAGUUUUAAAACGUAAUUGUGACAUUGUUUUCAUGACUACUAUUCCAACACUGAAGUUAUCCAAAAAAAUAACCGCAUAUAAUAUAACUACAUAUUUGCUCAAUCUUAAAUAAAUGUGAUAUAUUACAUUUUUUUUCUGCAGGGUCUGUUUAUCGAUACCAAGGUUUUACAUUAUAAUUUAUAUUAGUUUUUAAUUGACUACUAUUGGCUUUUAUUCAAUAGUGCCUGAUAAAAUAUAACUUAAAAUAAUUUUUUAUUAAUUCACGCAUAAUUUUUACUAAACAGUUAAUUUAUUAUAUUCACUAUAGCCACUAGAUAUUCGUAUGUUAUACGUUCACAUAACAAUUUUGUAUAUGCAUAAUAAAUAAAUUAAGUGGCACAUGUUGGCAACGUUGCACUCAUUUUUGCACGCAAUCGUAAUAUUUUUAAGAGCCAGGUACAGAAAUCAUACACAGUCGUAUAAACGUACGCAAUAGGGCUAACAAAAGGGACAAACAUACGUAAUCGUAUAUCACCAAGAAUUACAAUAAAAAAACUAAAUCGAAAAUAAUAAAACUUUUAUUGCCUUAAAUUUGUACGUUUUUCCUAUAACUACGUUUGUUCCCAAUUAUUAAAAAAACUAGAAAAAAGAAAAAAAGUGGCUUUCUCAAUGUACCAACUUGAUCCAAAUGUCACACACACGAUCUCUUGUCAUUUUUUUAUCGAUCAAGAUUACUGGUUACUGGUAUCAACGUUGUUUACAAACAGAAAAGAAAUAAUUAAAAAGCGCACAUCAUAAUAAAACCAAUACUUAUUUUCUUCGCUGCGCUCUAAAUUUGUAAGAUAAUCCAACUUUCUUAUUUUAAGGACGUAACUCUUGUAUGAGCCACACUUCUUUAAGGGCUAACUCACAAAACGUAAUCUAUAAUUUUACCUUCACGUAGUUAACAAAUGAUGAAAGCCAAAGUCCGAUGAGUGGUCCGUGAAUGAAAAACAUGUAAAAACUUGAUAUAUUCGCUUCUAUAGUUUAAGAAUGUUUAAUUUUCCUGACGUUACUGGUAUGGGUUUAAUGUACCAAUUAUUUUAAACAGUUCAAUAAUUAUUAUUGCACAUUGUAAUCAUGCACUACGGCCUUUCCUAUAUUAUCUAUACUAUUUAAUUAACUGCAAUAUGGCAUUGUGUAUAAUUUAUUGGAUUUAUAGAAUGCAUGAGAAAUAUUUUACCGGUAAACAAGAAACUGCCAAUUUAUAAGAAAUAAACAAUAGAACAGUAGACAGUUAUUUUAAUUUAACGUUAUUUUAAAAAAUAAUAAUGUAAGAUUCUUAAGUUUUUGUAUUGAUAUCGUGAUGGAAAUUAUUUACAUAAUAUUUGUUGGAAUUUAUUUAAAUCCCGAAAAACAGGUAUGCUGUGAAACCAUUACACCACUUACUUACCUACCAGAGAAAUACUAAAAUUACGUAAUACGUAAACUAAUGGGCGGACGUUUCUUAUUUUAUACAAAAUCGACUGACCAUCGGAGGAAUAUAAUUCAAAAUAAUUUAAAAAAUUUAAAUUUCUUUAGUUACACAUUUAUUCCGAGUAUCGAUAACUUAAGUCAUGUUAAUAAUUGGAAAAGAUUUAUGGUUUUGUAAAAAACAAAAAUUAUACCAACAAUCAUAAUUGGUUUUUAUUUUCCAAUAAAAAUAAAUAAUUUAAUCUAAUAACGUAUAAUUUUUGUCUGAGACCGAUAAAAACAUAUUUACUAUACAAAAUAUCUAUCUGAUCCUUGUGCAUGUCUAGAAAAAAAACCCGAUUAUUACGAGUAAAAAUAUUUGAUUACCGCUGUUUAAAUAUUUUCUUAUAACAAUGAAUUACAUUUUUAAAUACCCAAACCGUUGAGUAUUAUGGUAGAUAUUUCAAAUAUUUUUUUUCUUCUUUUAGUAAAGUCUCUAUUUCUUUGAAAUUAAUAGGUACAUAAUAUUACACCAAAAACAACAUCAGUUUUAAUUUAAAAGCGAAAUACACAUUUAAAACGUAGAUACCUGUGCAUCGUAUGAUUUAACUAGAUAACUUUUUGAUUUGCAAAACACGAAAACUAUCACAUUCGAGGCCAUAAUCGAGAGGGUUCGGGUUUUUUAAACUCUUCCCCCUACUUGUAUUUUGUUCACGUUAUAUCGAAUAGAAAAUAAUUCCGUGUAUCCGUAUUCGUCCUUGGUUUUGUACUGUAUAUAGUGACAUUAUAAUGUAUAUAGAAUUCAAUUUUUAAGUUUUAUUAAUACUUAAGUCUAUACAGGUACUUAACCGUAAAAUGAUGAUUCAAAUUUUCUAACUUUCUCCCCACCGCAUUCACAUCGCGAAGUUUUUUCUCGUUAAAUGUGAUCUUGAUCUUUAAAAAUAAUAAAUUUUCAUUUGGACGGAAAUGUCGAAAAUAUAACUUAUACCUACUCGUUCAGAAAUACAGGCAAUUCUUUUACAAAAUGUGAUGAAUAUUAGCGUGAAAGUGUGCGUCAAAACUUUGAAGAACGAUUGGUCUGUAAUUAGCAUGUAUGCUUACAGUUAGCGCCGGAACAUCAAACACUGUCUUUUUUUGCUUUUUUCAUCUAUAUUUAAUUUAACCGGACGUCCGGAUAGUAUUUGAGUUGUGUUAAUGAACUGUCCUUAUAAAUAUUAUUAACUAUCUGAUUUUGCAAUUAAAUAUUGUAAUCAACUUUACGUUUAAAUUACGUCAUAAUAAUAUUUACGUUUCAAUAUUAUUGUAUAUUCAUUUUAAAUCGAUAAGAUCAAGUAUAUUAAUAAUAAAUUAAAAUUGAAUACGAACAUUCGAAUGGGAAAUCGCGUUUAUGUAAUUAAUCGUUCUAUAAUUUAAUAACAUAAUUUGACGUUUAUCGAGAUUCACAUAAUAGUAAUAAAAAAAAUACAAAUUUAAAAAACUAAACAUUAUAAACUAUACGGGGGCGGAGUUUGGUUUAGGUCACUGUUUGGCACAAUAGCAGAUAAACACAGAAAUAGCACAUUUGGCUUCAACGGCACACGCGUACGAUUUAUCUUUAGAAGUGCUAUUUCAUCCGAGUGUUCAGCAACACACGGUAUAUUUUCAGUCUCGGAUAACAAAUUCUCGUUCGCCGAAAUUUUAUAUAAAAACAAUUAAAAAUGAAGUCCAAUUUUAAAGCGAAACAUUUUAACUUUAGGGGUGUUAAAAAAGAAGAGAUGCAAAGGAGGAACGAAAUUCAAUUACAGUCCAUGACUGUUGGUAUAAUCAAAUAUUUAAUUAAUACAAUCAAAUAUAAUAUCUCUAAUAUUUUGUCUACAACUAUUACAGUGAUGGUAUAAUAUACAAAUCAUUUUGUGUUACAGAUCACAGAACUAUAUGAAGAAGUAUUACACGAAAUAUUGCAUUGUAUCGGGUCGGAAAAAAACGGUUUGAAUCAAGAAGAUAUAAUCGCGUUCGCUCAAAAAGCUUUUAAAAUCGAACAGGCUACUCAUGAAACCAUAUAUCAAGAAGUCAUUGAAAAAGAAGUGAGUAUAUUAUAUUUUAUUUGAAACAAAGCACCAAAAAAGUAAAAGUAAAUCAUCACUUAUUCAUUAUCAUUCAUAAUAACUUACUAUUAUUUUCGGAAGGCUCCUAACAUUAUGUUAAACAUUGAAGUCGUAGAAGGUAAAGACAUUAAACCUAAAGACGCCAAUGGCUUUAGCGACCCAUUUUGUACGUUAUUUCUGUCUUCCACCCCACAACACAAAUAUAAUACGUCAGUUAAAACCCAAACUUUACGGCCAGUCUGGGAAGAAUACUUUUCGCUGUAUGUACAAUUAUUUGUUUGACUACAAAACCGAAUGUAAUAUUAUUAUAUUCACAACAAUUGUUCAUAUUAUAGGCCGGUGGAGACUUCUGCCGCCAACGACAUUUUGUGUGUGGAAGUUUGGGAUUUUGAUCCAGCAGAAACGGUGAAGGAAAAAGUCACAAAGGUCGGUGAUAUCAAAGGAUUUAAAGGAAUGAAGAGAUUCAUGAAAGAAAUCGCGGUAACAGCCACGAACGGCAAACACGACAAUGAAAUCAUUGGUGGUACGCUGAUACCCCUUAAGGUAAGAAUAAUUAUUGUGAUAUAUAUAUUUAAUGUUUUUUAUUUCUUAUGAGACGAGAUCCUUACACAUCAACAUUUUGUCAUUAUACGCGACAGACAAUACCCACACGAGGACAAACGGCUUGGUACAAUUUGGAGAAAAAGGGUAAGGGCAAGCCACAGGGAAAUUUAUUGUUGAAGCUAUCGUUUGGCAGUGAAAAAAACAAACAAGUGGCCGCUCAAGAACACAGACAUCUGUUGAGAGUAUUGUUGACUCACCAAAUGAACGUGCAAAAGGUAAUUUUUUUUUAAAAUUAUUAUUAUUACUCUACAUUCGAGAUAAAUGUAUACCGUCAUUAUCACCUGUAUUUUAGCCGGACUUCUUUUCGUGGAUGGGAGACUUUUUGCCGCAGUCGAGUUUGAUUAUACAACAGCACGUGGCGCAGAGUAAUAUUGGUCCCGUCGACGAGUAUUUGGGCCAGUGGAUAGAAUUUAUUAACGCUCACGCUCUAAGUCCAGUGGUCAAUUUUAAAGUAUUUUCGGAUGUGUUGGAUAGUUUAGUCAAGCCCAUCACCAUGGGACAGUUGUCCAAUGAAGAGGUUAAGAUUUCUUUGUUUUUUUUUUCUUCGUGUAUGUUUUUAUAUACCACGCAAGUGGAGUCAGUUACCUAUUAUCCUCUACCUUUACAUCUCCUUAUAUUCAAUACCAUUUUUUCAUCUACUAUACAUUUCCUAUUAUAACAUCUGGCUUCCCAAAUCUACACUAAUCUCACCUCUGACUAGGAAUUGCAUUGUUUCUUCUACGUCUGUACCAUCUCAAUUAAUUUUCUUUAAUUUUCUCACUAGAUCACUAGAUACUAGAUUCUCAUAUAUUUAUUGUUAUUUUUAUAAUCCUAUCCAACCUUAUUUUGAUAUAAUACGUAGUUAUAUAAUAACAAUGCUUCACCUUGAUUUUUAGUUGAAAAUGUUCUGGCAAUCUGCUAAGAAAUUACUGCCAUUUUGCUACAACUCCAUCAGAACAAUCCGAAAAAAAUCGCCAGAUGAUGAACAAUUACUUAUCCAAAUAGAACACGUUCUAAAGUAAAGAUCAUUGAUUUUGUCUAAUAAAACCAUCAUGUUGUUGUUCAACAUAAAUAGGUGAUACAUAGGUUUUGGUUUUUAUUUUUUUAGUAUACUACGGAACCUUCUAGUUUUCGAAUUGCCGAACGAUAUGGAUCUAUUUCCAUCGGACAUUUACGGUUGGUUGUUACCAUGUGAACACACCCGAGAUAUAAGAAGUACUUUGCAUGACGCAGUUGUUCAGGGCGCGGUGGACUGGUAAUAAGCAAUAAUUUUAUUAUUACUUUAAAUUCUAAGAAAAGCGAGAAAUUAGGUUUACUAAAAUAUAUUUUCUAGCAAUUUUUAUUUUUUAAUUUACCAAUUUUUUUAUAAUAAAGUAAAAACAAAAUUAUUAAAAUGGUUAAUACUCGUAAAUAAAUAAAGUAAAUAAAUAUAUACAUUUUUUUUAUUUAUAUAUUUAUUUACUUUAUCAAUUUUUUAUGUGUCAUAGCAUAUUUCUUUUGUUAUAUUUUCAGGCACGUACAUAUAUUGGAAAAUAACAAACCAGAAGACUUUACAGAAGAAGGACAAAUGAAACUUCAACUGAAAAUAAUUCAACUUCUUAAACUAGACUUACAAAAGGCAGUUGAAUUUCAUAACAAGUUGUUCAUCAAGUAAGACAAAAUGUUUCUACAUCAGUAAAUAAUUUUGGUCAAAUUUACGUUAUCACGAUUUAUCAGUGCUGAUCUAUUUCUUUUAAAGGAAAACUCAAUUUCCGUACGCCAAUACGUUGUUUUCUAUAUACGAAUGUAAAAUAUCUGAAAUGUGUGAACCGUUCAUUACUCGUAUUUGCACGAACAUGAAACCAAUAAAUUUUGAAGAAAACUGCCGUUUCGAGGUCGAGAGAGAUCCUCUCGCGAUGGGAACAUCACUUUUCGAACUUUAUAUGGGCAUUAAAGACUUCACGGAGUAAUAAUAAAUAAUUUACCUACUUACCAUUUAUUUGUAGUGUUAUUGAGACUAAUUUUAACAAUUUCAUAGAUUGGGAAAAGUCGAAUGUAAUGCAGACUCCGAGACAAUUCAUUUGGCCAAGUACCAUUUGUGGUUUCAACAAGGAGUGGCUAGGUGGUUGGAUAUUGCCGCUUACAAAGCGAUGCAGCGUAUCGAAAGAGCUGUCGAUUUGGAUAAAUUAGUGAAAAUGGAUUCAACGUCCCAACACAGUUCAUCGGCUGUAGACACAUCGACCAUCUUUUAUCAGAUCAAAAUUUUUUGGCAACAACUCGCGUGGCCUGACGCCGAAGGUUCAUAUUCGUUUGUGGCAAAGAUAAUCGACGACAUUUGUAGAUGUUCGGUGUAUUAUUCGGAUAAGAUGAGCUACAAAGUCAACUACCGUAUCACAGGAAUUGAAAACAAAAGAUUCGAAGUCACUAAAGAGGUAAUAACGACUCGUACAAUUAGUCUUUAAACUAUUACAAAACAUGACUUGGUUUUUAAUAUCCUCCAGUGGUGCUUGGCCGUGAAUAAUAUUGAUUACGUGAAACAAUCAAUUCGUCCGUUUGUUAACGAUUUGGGCCUGACACAAUUGAUGAACAAUUUGGCGAGCUACAAGAGUGAGAUUUCAGCUGAUCACUGUAAAAAAACACUAGAUUUAGUUGUGGACAAUGCAAUCGAUACCGUAAACAAUAAAAUCAUAGACCUUUUACAGACGGUCGUGAACAAAGUAUGUCGACAUUAUGUUAACUUAGAUAACUUUAAGAGUUAAAAGUAUAUAGUUGUCAUUUUUUUUUUUUUAGAUGUCGCCAGAAAUGAAUAAAUUUUUGAUCGAAGGUGGUGAAGUCAUUAACACGAACAAUACUCAUUUGGAUAAUUUAAUGCAAUAUUUGGAUGAAAAUCUUUGUACGUUGAGUAGUGAACUCAAUGAAGAAAAUUUCCAACGUAUACUCAACAUUAUAGUGGAUCAAAUUGCGAAUAUAAUGUUUGCACUCAUCAAGAAUAAUUUAGAGGUAUUUGGAGGUUUAUAAUAAAUUUUAAUAAUAAUUAUAUUUAUUAAUUUAUAUCUUUUAAUGUUGUUGAUGUGAUAGAAAAAGAGACCUCCAUCAUAUUUUAGGAAUCUUAGAGAUAGUUUUUACAUGUUGUUUGGAUUUUUACGAAAAGACAAUGAAACAGAAAAUAAAAGUGAAAUGAUUGAAAAGCUCGAAUCAUUGUUGCAUUUGCACACGUUAGACACUGUAGACCUAAUACAUGAAUACUAUUUAGAAAGACUCCGCGGACAGAUGGAAAUGGAACAGGCUAACGAAGGAAUGUUAACCGUCAAAUUAAUAUUUAUCAACGACGUUCUUAAAGUAGACGUGUUAAAUGCGAAUAAAAUUAAGGCGAUGGAUUCUAACGGUACACGAUAUAAACUUAAAUACAAUAUAGUAAACCAGUGUUGUUUUGAAUGGUGUAACUUUGUUUUCAGGUUUCAGUGAUCCGUUUGUCAAAGUACGUUUGUUGCCCAAAGAAAAAUUUCAAAACAUUAACAAACCGACAACAGCAGUGCAUAAAAAAACGUUAUACCCUUUGUUCGACGAGUGUUUCAAAAUGUUCGUAUUGCUAUAAUAGUUAAUCUUCUUUUUAGUAUACGACUAUUAAAAUUGAAAUUUCAAUUAUUUUCGGCUACUUAUUAAUCCUGUCCAUCACCUAAUCGUGAUAAUUGAUUCCCGGUUUCAAUCUUUCUACACUACUUAUCCCUCGAUCUUCUAAUACGUUCACCUACUAGAGAUUUCUUCCAAGCAUUACCUGCCGAUUGUAGUCACCUUUUCACGAUUAUUUCUGAAAUCUUAAACAACUCGCUGAGUUCACUUUUUUGGACUCUCUAUUCUCUUGUAUUUUCAUUCUAACAAGGUUCGAGGAUACUCCUUAUACUUCUUAAUUAUUUUCCUUCAAAAAUAAAGUUUUGUUCGAAUUUGCGUAAUGCCCAUAUUUUACAUCCGUAAACAUAGUUUACACAAAUUUGAAUAAUAUGUAUUAUACUAUCUUUUGUUAUUGUUAAAUUGUUUACAGUCCACUUACACCGGAACAACGCGCCGAAGAAAAUGGUGUAGUUACGUUUAUAUUGAAAGAUCAAGAUUUUAUGGGCAUGACUGAUGAGUUCAUAUCCGAAGCAUUUGUACAUUUUAACGAAAUUCCAUCGGUACAGUUGGAAAACGACACGGGUAAUAUACCUCAAAUUAGAUUGAAGUUGACGUCACCAAAAUCUUUAGGUAAUUCAUUUUUGAUUAUGAUAUAUUUUAUUACGUUGGUAUUACUAUAAUAAUUUUUUUAAAAUUAUUUGUAUGCAAUAGAUUCAAAAAUUCUCAAAACCCUCGACACCAGAACAACAGACAAAUUGGCCAAAGAAUUUCUUAAACGAGAAAAAAUUAAAAUCGCAGCAGCAAAUUCAACACCGAAAAAAUGACUAAAGUCCAUCACUGGACGAAUUAAACGCAAUACGUCCACGUUAACACGGAAAUUGAAAUUUUCGUGUUGAAAAUUUGAUUUGUUUACAAUGAGUUUUUUUUAACAAAUUUUAAUUUAACAUACAAAUUUAAAAGUAAGACUGAAAUAGGGUUGACGUUUUUUACAUAUUAUUCUCUAAACAAUAUAUUAGUAUAUGGCUGUGUUGCAAUAUGAAAAAAACGAGACUUUAUGAAAACGUUUUUGUGCUUUUGCAAAAAAAAAAAAAAAGUAAUAAUUUAUCACUGAAAAAAAAAAACUUAUUUUAUAUUAUAUUCCUUUAGUAUUUUAUAUAAUUUAUUUAUAUAUUAAGAUUAUAAAUAUAUGUUCUAUCGUAUUGUAACCAAUUAUGGAGUCAAUUAUUUACUGAGUAAAAUAGUUUAAAUAUCAACAUUUUAUAACAAUAAAUUAAAUAAGUAUUACAUUUUUAUAAUAAAAAUUAAUUUUAUUUUGAUACAUAAAUGAUAAAUUACAUCUUGGAAAAUA